Messenger RNA from Pelobates cultripes (western spadefoot toad), 59462 nucleotides. The record is from the annotation of a GenBank genome assembly. NCBI's taxonomy places the organism in Eukaryota, Metazoa, Chordata, Amphibia, Anura, Pelobatidae.
GCUCCGAUGACGUCAGCCCGGAAGUGUAGUGUGUCUGGAGAGUGUGCUGCUUGUUAUUGUUGAAUGAGACCUGGUGCUUGUGAUUCCAGGCUCAGGAGCCGAGGUAAGAGCUGGCUGGCUGGGGGGACCCCAUACAUCUCAUUUAGAGAGGAGCUUGAUUUACCCCUGGGUAGCUAUGGUUUCACAUGUGGCUGCCUGGGAUUAGUGAGAGUGUCCAAUAUCCUAUAGACUAACCACUGUCUAUUACAAGCUCUGUUUUACCUGGAUAUAAAAAUAAAAUUUAAUAAAGUGGUCCAUACUACUGCAGGAUCCCUCCAUCAAAACUGGGGCAGAGAUGUGCACAUGAUAUAGCUAUAACACUGUGUGUUACCCACCACUGGGGGAGGUAAGGGGGUUAUCUCUUGAUUUUGUAAUAACAGUGAGAUGUAAACAUUAAUUACAUUAUUUAUACCUAGCAUAGUUCACCCUGUUUGUAAAGAACUUCAGUUUAUGCAUUAUUAUCAGAAUCAGAUAACCAUGUUACAUGAUGGAGAACAGUGCCUCAUUAGUUUAGAUUUGAAUGGAUAUUAGAGAGAUUCUUGCAAAAAUGUGGUAAAUAUUUUACUGUUUUCACUAUGCUUUAAUUAAAAAUAUCAAUGCAAAUGUUUAACGACUCGAGCAUAUGAAAUGCAGUGUAAACAUUGCAGAUUACACUCAUUCAUAUUUAAAGUUAUAAUGUAAUAUAACAACUUUAAUGUACAUUGUAAUGUAGCAACUCUUCAUGAUUUACAUUUUAUUUUGAAAGAGAGGUAUGAUGUUUAAUCCAAGAUUAAAAAACAAACAACUAUAUGACAUUUGGAACAUUUUAAAUUUAGCUGCAGAAUUGCUGUUGAUUUGCCUUGGCAAAUUACAUUACAUAGGUACUGUACUAUUUUUAAUUAAAAAAAAAUGUUUUUAAUGUAGCUGAGAGAAACUUUGUUGCAUUUCCAACUGCCGCCAUGCUGCCAGUCAUUUUAAAUUUUUAUAUUUUAAGUUUUGCAUCUUUGAGACAAAGUUAAAAAGAGUUACAGUAGCAUGGAUGUAUAUCGUUUCAUAUGAUGUUUUACUCUGUCAGCCAAGACAUUAAAACCACUGACCGGUGAAGUUAAUAACAUUGAUUAUAUUGUUGCAAUAGCACCCAUUAAGGGGCAGGUUAUAUUUGACCUUAAGUAAAGUCAGUUCUUGAGUUUUAUGUGUUGGAAGCAGGAAAAAUGUGCAAGCGAAAAGAUCUGAGUGACAUUGACAAGGGCCGAAUAGCAAUGGCUAGACGACAAGGUCACAGCAUCUCCAAACGCCAAGUCUUGUGGGGUGUUCCCAGUAUGCAGUGGUUACCUACCCAAAGUGGUGCAAGGAAGGACAGCUGGUGUCAGGGUCAUGGGCGACCAAGGUUUAUUGAUGCCUGUUUGGUCUGAUCACACAGAAGCGCUACGUUAGCUCAAAUUGCUUAAAAAGCAUAAUGCUGGCCACUAUUGAAAAGUGUCAGAACACACAGUGCAUCAAAGUUUGCUACAUAUGGGGCUGCGUAACUGCAGAAAGGUCAGAGUGCCCAUGAUGAGCCCUGUCCACGGCCAAAAGCACCUUCACUGGGUAUGUGAGUAUCAGAACUGGACCAUGGAGCAAUGGAAGCAGGUUGCCUUGUCUGAUGAAUUACGUUUUCUUUAAGGAAAGGUAGAUGGCUGGAUGCACAUGCUUUGUUUGCCUAGGGAAGAGAUAACAGCACCAUGGGAAGAAGGCAGGCCAGCGGAGGCAGUUUUAUACUCUGGGAAACCUUAAGUCCUGGAGAUUUUGCUGAACAUGUACACCUCUUCAUGACAAUGGUGUUUCCUGAUGGCAGUGGCCUCUUUAAGCAGGAUAAUGUACCUUGCAACACUGCAAAAAAUGUAAAGGAAUGGUUUGAGGAACAGGACAAAGAGUUUAAGGUGUUGCCUUGGCCUCCAAAUUCCCCAGAUCUCAAUACUAUUGAGCAUCUGUGGGAUGUUCUGGAACAACCAAUUCAAUCCAUCGAAUCCCCACUUCUCAACUUGCAAGGCUUAAAGGAUCUACCGAUAAUUUCUUGGUGUCGGAUACCACAGGACACGUUCAGAGGUCUUGUGGAGUCCAUGUCUCAAAGCAUCAGAGCUAUUUUGGCAGCAUAAGGGGGACCUACACAAUAUUAGGCAGGUGGUUUUAAUGUUGUGGCUGAUUAGUGUAUACUACCCUCUCAUCAGUCUGAGUGUUUUCCUCAUCGUAUCACUGGGGGGGCUGCCAGUGAGGGAAUUUAAGAGUUUGACAUUGCUUCUUCAAUGAAAGAAACCUGUUUUUAUAAAGUAGUAUAAGGUAUCUCUUUUUUCUUCUUCUAUAUAAAAAAUACUUUUUCCAAAUUCAUUAUAUUUCCAGCUCAACUAUUUUGGUGUCUUUUUUUUUUUUUUUUAAUUCAUAGAUUGAUUUCUCAAAACUUAGUCUAUAACUUUGAUGGAAGAGCUUUUCCGGUGGAAGACACCCAUAUUCUAAAUAAUCAGUGUCCAUCUUAUUUUAAGCUAACGCAUAUUAAGUUGUACAUUCAAGUCUUAUUGCUCUAAAACUAUUGCAAUUCAUUAUAUAAUUUUACUUCUUUGCUAAAUAUUUGUAAUGGAAAUUGAGAAACUGUUUACCAUCUAUCUAUACACUAUACUGAACCUCUGUUUUCUUUAACGUGCAUGGUUGAAAUUACCAUACAGUAAACCAGAGACUUGCAUUUAAGGCACUUUAUUGGUUUCUGUAUUGCCAAACCUGUAGAGUGUAGCAACUAACUAAUUAUUCUUAGUCUACAUAAAUAACUUGCAAUAUUCUUCUUUUUAAGGAUAUAUUUUCUUCCCUGGGAAUUCUAAUGGCUGCAGUCCAUACUUGGAAUCAUAAUCAGCCCAACACACAUACGAUCUUGGAGAAUCGACUGAAAUUAUUGGUAUAACACAUCAGGUUAUAUAGGUAACUUGUCAUGUCUCAUUACCUCACAUUAUACCGAAUCAGAAAGUAUUAUGGACAUUAGUCAAAGAUUACUUAUUCUCACUAGACAGACAUUACACUUAAAGGACCACUAUAGUGCCAGGAAAACAAACUCGCUUUCCUGGCACUAUAGUGCCAUGAGGGCGCAUUCGUCUAUAGGAAAGCAUUCUCAAUGCUUUCCUAUGAACGCUGGCGUCUUCUCACUGUGAAAAUCACAGUGAGAAGCGCGGAAGCUCAUCUAGUGGCUAGAUUAACCCAUUUGUAAACAUAGCAGUUUCUCUGAAACUGCUAUGUUUACAGCAGGCAGGGUUAAUCCUAGAUGGACCUGGCACCCAGACGACUUCAUUGAGCUGAAGUGGUCUGGGUGCCUAUAGUGGUCCUUUAACUUGACAUUAAUAAAAAGAAUUAAUGUAAUCGACUAUAACGGCCAACUUGACAGAGUUGCCGGUUUAUUUAUGUUUGUUCCAUAAAAUAUUUACUGAAUGGGAAACAACUGUUAGGAGCGAAUUUAGGUGCAUAGUUAUUUGCGUAAGCAAGUUAAAUAAAUUCUAAUGUUGUUUUUAUAUAUGAAUGAUAAUUUUAAGCAGCAUUGAGCAGUAAAAGACAGAAUGGAUGCUGAGUACAAAGUGACGGGUUGGUUAUCCGAUUUUAUCCUAUCACUCUUGAAGGUUCUUUUACAAGUAUCUUGAUUCAUUGCCUGCUGCAUGUGUGAAGUUACCAUUUAGACAGUUUAAUUACGUUUUCCAUUUUAAAUUGCUGUAUUUAUUCAGUAAGUGAUACAUCAUUAAUGUGUAUAAAUGGAGGCAUGGAUAGCAAGAAAAUAAGAAAUAAUAAUGUUUCUCAUUCAAAUAGUCAAAUAAAAACAACUUGAACCCUUCGUACCAUUGACAAAUACUGAGAAAUAAUAUAUUUUGGGCAGCUAUGAUAGAUUAAGUGUAAUAUCUCUAGUGCAUGUUCAGACCUCUGGAUCUUUUUGUCAGAGUUUUUCUCUAAAAGACACAUACAAGACGCAGUGAAAAAAGCCAUAGAUCUGCUCAUUAUUCUUUGUUUAGCCAUAUAUAUAUUUUAUAUAGGCUAGAUUGUCUUUAGUAUUAUCAUUUGUUUCACAGUGUUAGGCCAGUAACACUUCCCUCUAAACCCCUUCAUAUCCAACUCAGGGGAGGAGGUACUGUAGUAUUAGCCUACCAUAUCCAGUGAUCAUUUUUAUAUAAUAUCUAAAAUAACUUUUUUUUUUAUUUGUUAUUAACAAUUAAUUUUAUUUUAUUUUUUUGCAGUUUAGUUUCACAAGGUUGUAAACAAGAUGAAUCGGCCCAAAGCAGCUGCCGUGCGCAGGCCAAGUGCCCAGGCCAAGUCAUCAGGUUGGUUUGCCUGCAAGAGAGAGGGACAAAUGUUUCACAAGUUAGAUAAGACCUUGGUCAAUUGGAACAAUAUCUUGGUGACAGUAUUGUCACAUGCACACCAUAAAAGACAAAACACAAAUUCCAGGAAAAGUGUUUAUAUAAUAAGGUUCAUAAUAUUUAGCAGUGCACAAUCUUUUCUCAUGUCUUUUUGUAUUUUUUUUUCUUUUUAAAUGACAUGUAGGUCAUCCACCUCCUGGAGAUUUUAUUGCUUUGGGAUCGAAAGGCCAGAGCAGCGAGUCCAAAGCACCAACCAAUCUUUUGAAGCCCACAUCUUCUGGUAUAACCUCUGAACGGAAGAGAGAGGCUUCCUCAACAUUGUCUUCUACAUCAACACUGACUGGGCUCACUAAGCGCCCCAAACUUUCUUCUACUCCCCCUCUUAGUGCAUUAGGACGACUGGCGGAAGCUGCUGUAGCAGAGAAACGAGCUAUCUCUCCGUCAAUAAAAGAACCAUCAGUUGUUCCAAUUGAAGGUGCCUGUUUAAUCUGUUGUUUACUUUUCAUUGGAUUGUUUUGUCUUCAUUUGUCUUGCCACCGUUGAACUAACUUAUUCCGUAAACAGUCCUCAUUUCUUUAUCUAGCAUUUCAAUUUUCUUGGCCUUGUAUAUCUUGUUUUCAAGGCUAAUGAGAAUGUUUCAGGUUAUUGUAUGCAUGAUUUCUUGUUAUUUUUCUGUUGCUACAAUUUGAAAUAAAUAGGACUUUCUUUUAUUAUUAUAUUUUAAUAAAAAUGCUACUCCCUUAUCAAUGGGAGAAACCAUAUUCUAAUCGGCGUUCCCUCUAAGAACUGUUUUUUUUUGUUUUUGGGGUUUUUAAAGAUUUAAGAAUAAUUAUCUUUCAUUAAAAAAAUUGCAUAGCCCUGGUUUUUAGUUACAGGCAAAACAUGCUGUCGCUGAAAAACAAAAUUAUAGGUCCUUGUCUUUUAUUAUCUUUUGUUCGCGAUAAUGUAAUGGUAUUCCAUUCUAUUUUCUCUAUCUUCUCUUAGUUCCUCCUGCUUCGCUACUGGAUGACAUAGAGGCUUCAGAAUCUGAUGGAAAUGAUGACCGAAUUGAAGGUGUUUUGUGUGGGGCAGUGAAGCAGUUAAAAAUGAACAGAGCCAAACCAGACCCCACGUUGUACUUAAGCUUGAUGUUCCUGGCCAAAAUAAAGCCCAAUAUUUUUGCCACUGAGGGUGUAAUCGAGGUGAAUAUUAUUACCAUUUCCCUUUUUUUUAUUGAUUGAGCUUUAUCGGGUAUGGCCUAAGAUUGAUGCCAAUAACUCAAACUACCCAUGGCACAGUUGUAACAAUAAACCAUUGUUACAAAUUUUCAUAAUCUUAAGCAGUUUUGUUGCUAUUUUUGCCUUUGGACUCAUUGCCCUCUGUCUUAAAGACUCCAGCAGUUCAAUGCCUUCUUUGAGACCUUUCCCUAGCAGUUCAAUGUUAGGGGUCAAUCUUUCUCUUUUCCUUUUAGCUGUAAUCAAAUUUCCGCAGAUCUUAUAAUCGAACAGACACACAACAAAGCUCCCUCUCUAUCGGCACAAAGCAAAUAUGGAGGGCCAGCACUCCACUCAAGAUAUUGGUGCAAAUCUCCAAGGUCUCCUUCCAAUUACUUCACAAACGGUAGUAAAAAACCAAUAAGGAGCCACAACACCAAAGCAGAUGACAAAGAAAUUUAUUCCACCUGCGUGGAACCAGGAACAGUUCAACCAAUCCUCUGGGUCUUUUUACUUGAGAAAGACCUUGAGGUUGGGUUGGAACGUUUUCGGUUCUACACAGGUGGAAUAAAUCUCUUUGUCAUUUACUGUGGUGUUGCAUCUCAUUAUUGUUUUUUUUACUACCGUUUGUGAAGUAAUUGUGUUUUAUUUUUUCUAUCGGCAGUUUGCCUUCUCCGCUAACACAUCAUCACAAUGAGGUCUUCUAAAUCAAAUGAGCAUAAACAAAAACCCCAAGUAGAGUCCAAGUGUGUAGGACCAUUUCUAUAAACCGAGUAAUGUUGUUUAUGUUUUUAUCAACAACUUAAUUCAAAUGUAAGUGUUUUGUUAUUAAAUUGACACUGUCAUAUUUCAGGCUCUAUGUAGCUUGCUAAGACGAGAUGCCACCAUAAACUUCAAAGCCAAAGGAAACAGCCUGGUGUCUGUGUUGGCCUGUAACCUGCUCAUGGCAGCAUAUGAAGAAGAUGAGAACUGGCCGGAGAUUUUUGUGAAGGUAGGCAUAACUUCAGAACUUUAUUUUCUCACUCUUUCUAGAUGAUUGCAUUUCUUGCAUUUCUUAAUUCUAACUCCAUAACUAAUAGUAAAAUCUAUCGAGGAGCCUGGAAAACUUCUAUAUGAGAUUUGGCGAUGUAAAGAUGCUAAGCAGUUUCCAGAAAAGUUACAUUGAUUCUUCUUCUAAGAUGGAUUCUUACAGAAAAGAUACUAUUCACGAACAGUUCCUUAAUAUUCUUUAUUCUCUUUCAGAUUUUUUUUCCCCAGUGAAUGUUGUUUAUUUCCUUAAUUUGCCUUACGUUACACAUUUUUCUUGCAGGUCUACAUAGAAGACUCCUUAGGAGAGAGAAUCUGGGUAGAUAGCCCCCACUGCAAGACUUUUGUUGAUAAUAUCCAGACUGCAUUCUGCACUAAAAUGCCCCCAAAGAGCAUGGUCUUACAUGGAGAGAUUGGAAAAACAGGGGGUGACCUCAGUGCCGGUAGGAACUUUGUUAUUCUUUAGGCAUCCAAACUGUGCACAGACCUGUUAUUUAUUGCUAUAGGUAUUUACCACAUCAUUUAAUUCAUAAGUAUCAGACACAACGGGUGGAAAUCUGCCAGAAUUAAGAAUCUCUCAGGCACAUCUAUAACAUUGUAUGCGGCUUUUUAUUUAUCAUGAAAACACUACAGGAUUAUACAGAGAGAAUUCAAUGUGAAUUUAAGGUUAAAGUAACUGAACUGAAAAUAUUCUAAAAGUCAGCUAUGCUCCCGGUUUGGCUACUUUGACCAUCAAUUUAAAAUUCACUUUAAAUCCUCACUUUAGUAAAUAACCCUGUAGUGGUUUUUGACCUGUAAGAAUAGGGUUCAAAUUUUAACGUUUAAUUGUGAUGCAAAGUUCUCAUAUGUAUUCUCAACCAAGCUGGUAACUCUAAGUUGACGGGACACCAUGUUUGUAUCUAUCACGGCAAUGCUUUGUCUCUAGGUAAUCACUCCAAUUAUACUGUUUACAUAUAUAGAAAAUGAGCACAGGCUAUUUUUGAGGCUACAUUUUAAAAGCCAGAAUCAAAAUGUUUCCAGAUCCACCUGGAGUCUUAGACCUGUUUAAAAUGUGAAUUGUGCCCUGUGGUUUUUAUUGCAGGCAGCAGUCCUCACCCAUCCCUGACAGAGGAAGAAGACAGCCAAACUGAGCUUCUGAUUGCCGAGGAGAAGUUAAGCCCUGAAGAUGAGGGACAAAUCAUGCCUCGGUACACUGAGUUUGUAUUUUGUCUCUUGGAAAUUUAAAGGAAAAGCUUUGUAGUUAUACACUGUAUCUAUACUUUAUGGAAAAAAUGUCAGCAAAGGCAUAGUUUGAAAGAUAGACUUCCAUGAAGAUCAUAUAUGACUUUCCCAAAAUGAUCACUGCCAUGAGCUUACAAAGCAUACAUGUCUGCCCAUGGGGUCUAUAUUUUUUGUUAUUUAGUCAACAGAAGUGCCAGUGAAAGUAAAGGUAUCCAUAGUUGUAUUUAAUAUUAAGGGUAUUCGGUAUGUUUUUGUUCCUUUGCACGUUUUUUAGCCACUUUAAAAUUGCACUUUUGGCUUAUUUAUCAUGGUGGUGUCCAUUUUAAUCAAGACUCCUGGACAUUCUAGCUGUCUGCGUUUCAAUGAAGAAUUGGUUGUGGCACGUUUUGUGUUUGUCAUACCCAGGUACGAUGACUUGGCAGAGGGCGUGGAGGAAUAUGUGCUGGACAUGCUACGUGACCAGCUCAACCGUCGCCAGCCAAUGGAUAAUGUUUCCAGAAAUCUCCUUCGCUUGCUUACCGCCACUUGUGGCUACAAGGAGGUGCGGCUCAUGGCCGUGCAGAGACUGGAAAUGUGGCUGCAGAAUCCGAAGGUAUGUUUAUAGUUUAGUAGACACACAGUUAUUUAAUUUGUUUGUUUUGAUGACACUAAUGAUGUUUUUCCUGUAUACACAUAACAAAAUAAUCCCCAUCUAUAUCAUCCAACACGAGUCAUCAUUCCCUCUCAUGGGUACACUGCUAUUCCAACAAGAACUACAGCUAUUGUGUACUUCUGUCGGGUAACAUCACACAGUGAGCAGUUAAACAGCUGCAUUAAAGUUAUCCAUAUUUCUUUGGUAGGGUUACGUAAACUUAUGUACCAAACAGAUGGGGGCUAUUGUUUGAAAGUAUCAGUCAGUCAAACAAUUCUGCCAUUGAUUAGUCUUUUUUUUUUUUUUUGCGCACAGAUAUGGGAUGCCUAACUUUCACUGUAUUAUUUAAAUUAUAGAAGGGUAUUACUGAAUGUUCAUAUCUGGGGAACAAAUAGAACUCUAUAGAUCAGGUUUGCCCAAAAGAUAGACCCCAGGUGUUUUAAAACUACAGCUUCCAUGAUGCUUUGUCAUUCCAAAGGCAUGCAGAGCAUCAUUGGGGUUGUAACUCUACGACAUCUGGGGAUCAGCCUUUUGGGCACCUCUGCCAUAGAGCAAGUAAAUGGACUGUUAAUGUUUCUAUAGCUAUCAUACCUUACUGGCCAUGUUUUUUAUUUAUUCUCCUUUCUUUUCCUUUAAUGCCAGCUCACGCGUCCAGCUCAGGAUUUGCUAAUGUCUGUAUGCAUGAACUGUAACACUCAUGGGUCCGAGGACAUGGAAGUGAUUUCCAACCUAAUUAAGAUCAGACUGAAACCAAAGGUUCUACUCAAUCACUACAUGCUGUGUGUUCGGUAAGCUGCCCCACAAAGCUUUUUCACUACCUGAGUGUAAGAUGACAUUUUAUUAAAUCACCCAGGUCGUUAUUACUGAAUACUACUUUUUACAUGUUGUCCUUUUUGAAGAUUAAAACACAUUUUUAAUUUUUUUCUUCUUUUUUUUGUUUUGCACAAUAGUGAGGUCUUGACAAUGUGUUUGUAGCCUGUGUGGCCAGAUCUUUUUGGUGAAGCAGUGUAGUAUUAUCAACGCACCUUCCAAUUGUCCUGUUUUAGGUUUCCAUGGUAAUUGCUACAUUUGGCCUUUAGACUUGUUUUCCCCUUGGAUCCAAAGAUCAGGGCUUAGCCUUCUGCUAGGCUAUUCUUUGUACGUUUACAAAAUUCCAUCCAUUUUUCCACCACUUCUCCUACUCCUAGUAAUGGAAAUCUCUAGAGGAGCAGAAUCGGUUAGCUCUAUGAUUAUGACUCCAUAUGUUGAUUGGAAUAAUUCCUAUUUAGUGAUGUCCCGAACGGCUCGCCGUGGACUCAUCAUUGAGUAAACUUUGACCCUGUACCUCACAGUCAGCAGACACAUUCCAGCCAAUCAGCAGCAGACCCUCCCACCUCCUGGACAGCAUCCAUUUUACAUUCAUUGUGGAGCUGCAUUCUUAGUGAGCUGUCCAGGAGGUGGGAGGGUCUGGGAAGGAGGGUCUGCUGCUGAUUGGCUGGAAUGUGUCUGCUGACUGUGGGGUACAGGGUCAAAGUUUACUCAAUGAUGAGUCCGCGGCGAACCGUUCGGUGAACCGUCCGGGACAUCACUAUUCCUAUUAAAUAAUGACAUGAUGUCUUAGUAUGGUGAUCAGUCAAGUCAGAUGGUCCAUUUAGUUUAUAUCUAUUGUAAAAGUACAGACUUAAAUUUAUCUCUUGCAUCUACCUAAAGACAUCUUUAAUCCUGUCAUUGUUUUAGUCUUGACUGUUUCUACCAGAAGGCUAUUCCAUGUAUCUGCAUCUUUCUCUAAAUCAUAACUUUUUGACAGUACACCUAAAUUUAUUUGAAACAAGUGUAAUUUUUUUUCUUUUCAGUGAACUGCUGAAUGCUCACCGAGAUAAUCUAGGCACCAUGGUGAAGUUUGUGAUUUUUAAUGAGCUUUCCAAUGCCAGGAAUCCAAACAACAUGCAGAUCCUGUACACAGUGUUACAGCACAGCUCUGAGCUGGCACCAAAGGUAUAUCAUAUUUAUUGCCUUAUAACAUCAUAAGAUGUCAAGGUCUAUGUAUCAAUAUAGUUGAUGCACCCACCUCUGUUGGGAACUCCUCUCCCCCUUCUCGCAACUUCCAUUCAGUGGAUGCUCUGGGGUACCUGGUAGUCUAUUGGAGGGAACAAGAUGACCACUCAUGGUCCAGGUUUUGUUGGUGUACAGAGUUAAGCACCUGAGUCAGUUUGGGCUUUUGUAGGUCAUGGUUGCACAUGGAACCCCUACUGGCAUUCCUAUUGUUGAACUAAAUGGAGUAUGUCAUGUAACUUUUUUUCUCUAUCAUCCAGUUUUUAGCCAUGGUUUUCCAAGACCUCCUUACAAACAAAGACGAUUAUCUCAGAGCAUCUCGGGCGUUACUUCGAGAGAUCAUCAAACAGACAAAGCAUGAGAUCAAUUUCCAGGCUUUCUGCCUUGGACUAAUGCAGGAGAGGAAAGAAGCUCCAUUCACAGACAUGGAGUUUAAGGUAAAAUGUUUUAUUUUCGUAAAAUUCCUCUCUGAUGAACCUUUGAUUCCCUGUAGAAGAGUAAAUAUUAUUCAUUUCUUUUUUUUAUGUGUGUGGUAAAUAGUUUUUGCUUCAGCUGGGACUGUUUUGCGAACGCACUAAUUAUUUGUAGGCUUGCUGCUACCUCCUACCCUAACCUUCUGUUUGCUUUCCUAGGAGCGCUUCGUGAUGCACAUAACUGACCUACUGGCUGUUUCCAUGAUGUUAGGAAUUACAGCUCAGGUGAAGGAGGCUGGCGUUGCGUGGGACAAAGGAGAAAAGAAAAGUAUGUUUCUAAUCAAGAUGGUCCCUUGCUCAGGAUACCUCAACGGUCAAGUGUUCUACUGCUGUUUCCAGUUUUUGGUUCAAUCUUUUAUUUAUUUAUUACUGGCAUUUAUAAAGUGCCAACAUAUUCUGCAGCGCUGUACAAUUGGGAAAAAGACAAACACAAUAUGAAUAUACAGAUACAACAGGUAGAGGACCCUGCCCAUAAGCAUUGGGAGAUGGGACAAGAGACAAGAUUCAUUUGUAUGUGAUUGCAGAUAUAAUGAAUAGUGUAACUGCAGUAGCUGAUAACAUAUGAAGGGAAUGAGGAGGUGAUUGACUGUGCUUCCAAACAGCUGGAGGUGAAUGCUAUAUAUGUAGAAGAAACCAGGGUGGGCAGGAGGAGUGGAGGGUGGGCAGAACGAGUAACAUUAAAUGGCUUUCUUGUUGCAGGGAUGGAUGUGGGUUUAGAUCUAAGGAAGAGCGACAGGACAGUUACUUAAAAAGAAUUUAAAACUGACAGUGGCAAGCGGGGGUGGAGGAAUAGAGCAGGCUAGCUAUUUGUUAUAAACAAAUAUUUACCAACCAAAAAUCUAACGGCCAGAUUAUUAAUAACUUCAUGUAACCGCAAGUACAAAAUAUUACAGUAAUAAACUAUAUGUAACAAUGGUAGAAUCAUUAUAGUAAAGUAAUAAUCCAGUAACAAAAUGAAAGAAGUCCGGUUGAAUGUACCUUUUAAAGCUGCAGUGUUCCAAAAUAAAUUGCCUUUUUGUUGCAGGGAACAACAAGAGGACAUAGUCUUAAAUUAGAGGGACAAAGGUUUAAAAAUAAUACUAGGAAGUAUUACUUUACUGAGAGGGUAGUGGAUGCAUGGAAUAGCCUUCCAGCUGAAGUGGUAGAGGUUAACACAGUAAAGGAGUUUAAAGGGACACUACAGAUUUGUUUUCCUGGAGGUCCCCUCUCCCUCCCACCUCCCAUCCCAUGUUGCUGAAGGGGUUAAAACCCCUUCAGUGACUUACCUGAGACCAGUUUAGGGUCCGCCCACGCUCCUCCCGUGCCAACGUCAGCCGGCGGGGGAGACCGAUUGCGCAUUAGUGCUUUCAAUGCUUUCAUAUGGGGAUUUUAGCGACGCUGGAGGUCCUCACAUAGCGUGAGGACGUCCAGCGAUGCUCUAGCACAGAAAACCUGUGCUAUAGACCAGGAAGUGCCCUCUAGUGGCUAUCUAGUAGAGGAGGAGUUAACCCUGCAAGGUAAUUAUUGCAGUUUAUAAAAACUGCAAUAAUUACACUUGCAGGGUUAAGGGUAGUGGGAGUUGGCACCCAGACUACUCCAAUGGGCAGAAGUGGUCUGGGUGCCUGGAGUGUCCCUUUAAGCAUGCGUGGGAUAGGCAUAAGGCUAUCCUAGCUAUAAGAUAAGGCCAAGGACUAAUGAAAGUAUUUAAAUUAGGCAGACUAGAUGGGCCGAAUGGUUCUUAUCUGCCGUCACAUUCUAUGUUUCUAUGUUUGGGUCUUUACAGCUGCAGUGUUCCAAAUUAAAUGGCCUUCUAGUUGCAGGGGAGGAUGUGGGUUUGGGUCAUCACCCUCUUUCUGUCAUGUUUUAUUCCAGGGUCUGUUCUUUAAGUUUGUCUAAAAUAUAUUUAUUCUUCUUCUAUAAUUAAUGGUUGCAAGCUCUGUCAUAUUGCGAAAGGAUGUUUAUUAAACUGUAAACUCUGGAUACUAUUCCUUGCAGAGAAUUCUAAACUGUCAAAGCCUGAUCGAUAACCAGGGUGGCAAGUAGCACAAUUGUGGAUUGUUGAGAUAGGUAGUGCCUUCUCACAUGGGUAAAAUACAGCUUUGUUUGUCUGCUGUUUGUGUAUUUAUGAUCUAUUUAUACAUUCAUGAAUUUUUUUAUUUUUUUUUAAGGUUUGGAUCUCCUGCGCUCUUUUCAGAACCAGAUUGCCGCCAUCCAAAGAGAUGCCGUGUGGUGGCUUCAUACUGUGGUUCCAUCCAUCAGCAAGUUGUCCCCUAAGGAUUAUGUGCAUUGGUAUUUUUUUUUCUUUAAUUUCCUGCAAUCUGUUAAUAAAUGAAGAUCCCUUAAUAUUUUUGUAAAAAGUCCUGUGUUUGGCCACAAAUCAAAAGAACCCUUGAGUAAGUGUAAGAGAAAAAGGAUAGAUCUAAUAGUUGGUCAAGCUCAGCCCUAAAAAUUAUUUAAUUGCCAGGCCGCUGAGAUAGCUCAGUUGUCUAAAGCCUCAUUAGUAAUGCUGGCAGGGUUGACUCAGCCCUUCAUCCUUCCAAGGUAGAUAAAACGAGUACCAUUACAUUAGGUAAUAGUAACAACCCCUGGAUGUUGGACUACGGUAAGAUACCCAUGACGUUCUUGAAAACCAAGGUAAUCUGAAUGUACCUUUCUUGGUUAAAUACUUUGUUAUUAUUAUUAUUAUUUGGAAAGAUAUGAGGAAAUAGCAGAAUUUUCAUUUUAACUUGAUACUUUCCGAUAACCUCCCACCCUUGAUUAAACAUCACUUUUUUUUCUUCUUUUUAACACUAUAUAAAUCCACUUGCCCAAUGUGUUUUGUUCUUGUUACUUAUACAUUUUACACCCCAGUAUUGUUCCUUUUUGUACCUUGCAGCCUGCACAAAGUACUCUUUACUGAGCAACCAGAAACCUACUACAAAUGGGACAACUGGCCACCAGAAAGCGAUCGCAAGUAUGAACAUGUUUUAAAAGACUAAAAGUAAAAAUGUUGUGCAAUUUAUAUGUAAAGGGAAAUUACCAUAAAAACACUCAUAAUAUUAUCCUAUUUUUCUUUUCAAUGUCCUCAUACCUUGAAAUUGUGUGCAACUCUUUGCCCAGAGAUUUUAUGAUGUGGGCAGAAUUGGGGCAGUGCUAACAUGUGGAAGUGAUCAUAAUAAUAAAAAAAAAAGUAGGCACACAUGACCACGAAGGGGCAAAGUCUGUUUCUUCCUACCCGCAUGCCAUAGUGCACACUGCUCCAAAUUUUUUGUGAAUUUAGUACCUAACUAUAUAUUUUUUUUUUAUCACAAAAUUUAUCAUGUUUUUUUCUCUUCAAACAAGUUUUUUCCUUAGGCUCUGUUCAGAAGUGCCACUCCUAGAGGACACAUUGAUGCGCAUUCUCGUCAUUGGCCUAUCACGAGAUCUUCCACUGGGUCCUGCUGACGCCAUGGAACUUGCUGAUCACCUGGUGAAGAGAGCAGCUGGCGUGCAUGCUGAUGGUAUGUGGUAUAAAUCUGAUUGGUUUGUUGGAGAGGAAUGCAUUCGCUUGCUGUUCAUUGUUUUUACCCUCUUGCAGAACACAAAAGCUUAAGUAAUUCAGUAAGUAUUAGUAUAAUAAAAUUCCCAUCAUACGUUGCUAGAUUUUGGGUACUCUUUUAUACCAUUCUAAUUAAAAGAAGGUCUGCCACUCUGCUUGUGGACCAAAUGUGAAAAAUAAAAGGGAGUGCUUACUGUUGACUGAUUGGUCACAUUUUAUACUGCUGCUUUAGGGUUCUAUUGGAUCAGUCCUGUUAUUCAGACAGGUAGGGGGCAAUCCUGGAUUAAAAGUGCAUGACCUGGAGCAGAAAAGUUGUUGAAUCUUCCUAAAAAGAAGACAAACUUGCUUGAAAGAGAUCACCCCAAAUAUAAAUACAGCUUUUAUAUUUUUUUUAUUAUAAUGAUUUAUUUUUAUUUUAAGGAUUUUUUUUUUUUUUUUCAGUGAGAAACGGUGACAGGAAGGGAGUAAAACUCCAUACAACUUUCCUUGCUCAAAACACCGCAGGUCUCACCUAGAGCCUCACAAUCCUCUGCCAAUCCCUGAGACUCUGGAUAAAACCUGGCAGAUUUCCAGAGAUAAUGUAUUUACUGUACUCUGCAGUCUGCAGUGUAUAGGAAUACAUAUAGUGUGUUGGGGGUAUACACAUAAUACAAGUAAAAUGAAAUCAAAGAGAUAUAAUCUUAAAGGGACACUAUAGUCACCAGAACAACUACAGCCUAAUGCAGUUGUUCUUCUGAGUAUAAUCAUUGCCUUCAGGCAUUUUAAUGCAAACACUGCCUUCUCUCUGUUUACAUUUCCCCCCCUAGGGACACCCCCAAGUGGCCACUCCUCAGAUGGCCACUGGAGGUGCAUCCUGGGGUAGUGCUGCACAGUAGGCUGCACUGCCAUUCAGCGUCUCCAUGCUCUGCACGGGGACGCUGAAUUUUCCUCAUAGAGAUGCAUUGAUUCAAUGCAUCUCUAUGAAGAGGUGCUGAUUGGCCAAAAUGGUGUUUGGCCCCGCCUCCUUGCUGAUUUUUAUUUUUUUUUUAUUUUUUUUAUUCUUUAUUUUUGCGUGCAUAUAGGUAACAAUGAUGCAUUCUUGGCAACAACGGCACUUAUUCAUAGUGUCAACUGACAUGUAUAACCUAUAUAGCUUUCAUCGUUGCACAGUUUUAUAAUAUAAGGUUAACUCUAGAGAAGAAAAAAACUUUGUAAUCGUAUCCUUAGUGCCCUUUGUGAGGGUGAUGUGAGCGUGGUGCUGCUCUCUAUGUGUCUGCCCCGGAGGGCUACCCCCUUUGCCUUUGUUCAAGAUAGGCGUUAUCUAAGUGGCCCGCAGUGUAUCGGCAGGGGGGGGCUGAGGGUGUCGUAGUGUAAUGCGAGUUAGUGAUAGCGUUGCUUGGUAAGCAUCUGCCACCCUGUGUGGUCACUCGUGGUAUGUUGUGACGGUUUGCGCAGUCCAGUUGCGUCAGUCCCUAGGUGUUGCGGUUUAUAUGGUGGUGGCAGUGUUGGUUUUACUAUGUGUGAACAUAUUAGAAAACACAAAAGAAAAUGUUAAAGAGAAUAUUAAAGAAGACAUGAAAAAGGUGUUGGUGGUUCUGCUGGGUUUGAGUCUCUGACUGGAUAAGACGUUCCGUCUGCGUGGAUGGUGGAAUGUAAAGUAAGGGAGAGUCACUAUACGUUGGCUUGUCGGUGGUUGCUCAAGUGGGCGAUCCGCCUGGGGAGGUUCUGGAGGAGUUCCGUGGGGCAAAGUCCCGUAUGUUAUCUGGGUUCAGUUGGGCUAGCUCCGUCCGGACGCCGGUGCCGCUUGAAGGAUACCUGUUGCUUGCAGGUGAGUUUCCAGCUCUUGUUUGUCUUGCGCCUUAUAUGUAGUCCUGUUGAGAGUGAAUGAUACGGCACGAGGGGUGCCCCAUCUGUAUGGGAUUUCUCUGGCCCGAAGAUGGUGCAGGAGGGGUUUAGGGCUUUUCGCCAGGCUAUUGUGUUCCUGGUCAGAUCUGGGAAUGCUGUCAGUGAUGCCCCUUCAAACAGUAAGGGAGUUUUUCCCCGCAGUGCAGUCACAAGCGAGUUCUUGUCAGCUUGCGUUUGGAACCUCAGUAUGAGGUCUGCCGUUGCCGCUGUCGGUGCUCGGGGUGAUUUCGGCAACCUGAACAUGCCGUCCAUUUUCAUGGUUUUUGCCCGCUUCGGCGGGAGUAGGACUUCGAGGAGGCGCCUGAUGUAAUGGGGUAAGUCAUCCAAGCUUACUGACUCCGGUAUCCCCCUCAGCUUUAAGUUGUAGCGUCUUCUUUGGUCCUCUAUGGUAUCAAGCCUGUCAUUGGUAGCGGUUUGCCAUUUGACCAGGUCUGUGACUUUCUGUUCGAUUGCAUGAAGCCUUGUGUCAUGGGUGCUUGAGCUGGCCUCUAACUGUGCGAUUUUUGUCGUGGCGCCUUCAAUGGCCUUUCUAUAGUGGGCCAUGUCUGCCGCCAAAUCUUUGCGGAGUUCCGCCAGCAUUGUCUUGAGUUGGUAGGCUGUGACCGGGUCCCCAGAUUUUGGGGGUACCUGUCUGCUAUCCGGUGGUUGCCUGUAGGAUGCACCUUCCAGGAUGUCGGUGGCGAAAUCCUCCGACGAGUAGGAGGAAAGGUCGUCUUGCUGCGCCAUUUUGGGCCAUGCGGCCUGUUGCGAGAGCCAAAGCAUCUCGCCAAUGUCCCUCCCGUGGGGGCUUUUUUCGGCUUUUGCCUUCUUAGAUUUCCUGCCCAUGGUCUUUUAGCCCGUGCUUGGGUGGUUUGUGAGGAGGUUAUGGGCCCGUUUUCCACCAUAUAUCUCCGAUUUUAUACAGGUCAGAGACGGAGCUCCAAGAAAUGCGUCCUCUCAGUUGCUCAGUCGGCUCCGCCCCCCCUCCUUGCUGAUUUUAUCCAGUGCUUUCCCUGUGGGGAGGGCAAGCCACCUAAAUGGUGAAUUAAACACUAUAGGGUCAGGAAUACAUGUUUGUGUUCCUGACCCUAUAGUGUUCUUUUAAAAUAAGAAACUGCAAGACACCCUGUAAAGACCUUCAAAAAUGCAAAUGUUUGUCCAGAGAUCUUAUGAUGUGGGCAGAAAGUACAUUGGAACAUCAAGCUUCAUGGACUCUUAAUUCAACUAGAAAAUGCAUGUAGGGAGGCAACCAUUAACAUAAACUCCAAUGAAUUGAUACGUAUCUCUUAAUAGAAAAUCAGAAAGGACUGUUGUAUGACCUAUUUUAAUAAAAUGAUAAGAAUCUCUGAUAAUAAACGUGGCAUCAUUGGCAUCAUUUUUGUUACAGUCUUGAAAAUGAAGGGGGUGGGGGGGGAAUUUCCUUUAUUAACCCCCUUGAAGACACAACUUCUGGAAUAAAAGGAAUAUUUCCAUCAUGUGUCCUUAAGCAGUUAAAUAACCAAAUGGAGGUUCACUGAAAUCCUUCAUUCACUAAUAUCAUUAUCUUUUUAUGUUCUAGACUUCGAUGUGGUUAAAAUAGAGCGGAUACAGCUUAUUGAUGCUGUACUAAAUCUUUGCACCUACCAUCAUCCUGAGAAUAUCCAGCUACCCCCCGGGUAAGCAAUGUUUACUCAUUUUUUUUAUUAUAAAUGUUAAAUAAUUUCAUGGUGGGCAUGGUUCUUUUGGUUUCCAUUGCUUCGAGUGUGCACAUCAUUUUCGACAGAUCGAAGGCACCUUCUCCACUGACACUGGGAAGAACCUAAUUAACAGAGGUGAUUUGCACACAUAAUUUAGAGUAUAUUAAAAUUGAAGAAUGGAUAACUGGGCUAAUGUUACAUUUGAAGCUCAUUCUAUGGACCCCAAUACAAAAAUAUUUUUUUUUUUUCUCUGUUUAUAACUUAGCAUUGUUCUUGAUUUAGGUAUCAGCCUCCAAAUCUUGCCAUAUCUACGCUCCUCUGGAAAGCAUGGCCACUCUUACUUGUUGUUGCUGCAUUUAAUCCAGAAAACAUUGGUAAUUAUAUAAUUUACAAUAACAUUCUAUUCAUUGUUUUCCGGAUGAUCAAACUGGCCCUUUAACUAUUCUGUAUCAAGACAGCUUGGAUUUUAACACAGACUUGCCAAAUGCUUUUUCCACAAGGGUCUCUGGAAUAGUCACGCUAGCUAUAACAGGCCCAUCACAUUAGUGUGUUUGUAUAUAGCAUGUAACCUGUUGCAUUGGGGAGCAAACAGAUUCCUCGUGCACCCACUGCAAUGCAAUGUUAAUGUAUCUUUAUGCCGGUUUCCCUAUAAAUGAGCAAUUUAUAACUGGAAACAUCUACGUGUUUUAGGUCUGGCUGCGUGGGAUGAAUACCCUACCUUGAAGAUGUUAAUGGAAAUGGUGAUGACCAAGUAAGUAAAUAUUUUGCAGAUCUGUUUAUUUCAGGCUUACCCAACUAGCACCCUGCAGCUGUUGUAGAAGUACAACUUCCAAAGCAACGUGGGAUUUGUAGUUCAGUUUCGUCUACCUGUAUUUUAUGCCCUAAUAAGACUUGUUCAGCCAAAAAAAACUAAAACGUGUAUUAUAAUUUAACAUUUUAGCAUAUACUUGCUCAUCACAAGCAGCAUGGAAAAUUAAUUUAUUUUGUGUUUUUUUUUUUUUUUUUUUCUCUUCCUCCAAAUCUAUCAGUAAUUAUUCCUAUCCACCGUGCACUGUGUCGGACGAAGAAACAAGGACUGAGUUAAUCAACCGUGAGCUUCAAAUCUCUCAGCGUGAGAAGCAAGAAAUUCUAGCAUUUGAGAGCCACCUCGCUGCUGCCUCCACCAAGCAAACAAUAACUGAGAGUAAUAGCUUGCUGCUAUCCCAGCUUACCAGCUUGGACGCCCAGUGAGUUUCCAGCUUUGUAUAUAGUGGAAUAAUAUGUAAGAGAGGUGAACAAAUGUUCGAUCCCCUGCUAUUUGCAGAACUAGAACUCGUAUGAUGCUUCGCAAGCCUUAGGUUUUUGUCCACUCCUGGUUUGUAGCUUCAUGUAUGCAACGUUUGAAAGAAUAUAUUAUAAUAGAGAUUGAGAAAAAUCAAUAAAGUCAACACAUAGCUGGACUCAAAAUUACAAGGCCUAAGGGUACUGGCCACCAAAUUUUUUUUGUUUUUUGUUUUUUUAUUCAUGACGCAUCCGUAUUGACCCAACCUCCCUGCUCUAUGUAUGUAAGUAACUAGUCACAUAUCCGAACUACCAGCGCAACUUUCAACAGAUGCAGGUUCAUGUACAGAAAGGGUAUCAAGGUAUUUUCUGUUUGCCCUGUAUUUCAGAGGUCCUCCUCGGCGCCCUCCACCUCAUGCCAUAGAGCAAAUCAAAUCCUUGAAUCAAUCCUUGCAUCUUGGUCAGCUCCUGUGCCGCAGCCGUAGUCCUGACUUCCUACUCAACAUCAUUCAAAGACAGGUGGGUGUUCCCAGAUUUCAUACUAGCAGAAUACUGCGCAACCUCUGUGUAACCUUGAGUUUUUAAUCACUGGUUCUGUGGCUGCAAUGGGGAAUAUGAAGCAUUCAAUGUACCACUAUGCUGCUAUUUAUUUUAAAACUGUAGGUUUACAUAGAUGGAUAACCUGGGAUCGAGGUUCAUUGCAUUCAUUAUUCCUUAUAACUCCUUAAUAAUCCCAUCCAUUUAAGUCUCCUUCUGCUGCCGCCUACGACAGAGAGUUUCCUUUUAGUUGUAUUACAACAGGUUAGGUUAAAAGAGCUUUCUAGGUAUCCUGCCUCAAGGGGGGGUGUGAGGGUUGUCCAAUGGAGUGAGCAGAUCUGUAGCUAUAGCAGUGGCACUCUUAGAAGAACAAGUAGAAACACGAUCAGCAUUCAACCCAGUGUUUCUCUCCCUAAAUCACCAGGGAUAGAGACAUUACUCACAGUUGCAUAACUUAUUUUUAUUCUACUAAGUCUACAGAGUUUCUUUAAGAAUGUAAAACCUUAAGGUAGCCACAGUCAUAAGAGCAUGCGUCUGUAUUGUACUGUACUGUAAUACUCAACACCGAAUGUACCUACAGACUUUUUUAUAUUGUUGUGUUUUUUUGAAUACAAAUUUUAUUUAUAUUGUUUUACAGGCUUCUUCUCAGUCAAUGCCCUGGCUUGCUGACUUGGUACAGUCCAGUGAGGGCUCCUUGGACGUGCUGCCCGUGCAGUGCCUGUGUGAGUUCUUGUUGCACGACGCUGCUGAUGAAUCUGGCGCAGGGGAAGAUGAUGAGGAAAACGAAAGCAAAGAGCAGAAAGUAAAAAAACAUCAGGUACCAGAUAAUUAACACAUUUAAAAAGAGCACAGCACUAAGCAUGCAAUAUAGUAAAAGUUUUUUUGUUUUUUCUUUCUCUAAAACUUCCAUUCGAUACAAUAGAAGCAGACUCGCAUUUUUGAUACAUUUGUCUUGAAAUCAUUGGUUGUAAGAAUAUACAAAGUCUACAAGCUAGAAGUUCUCUCUUUCCUGUUUCAGAGGCUACAGAAACAAAGGCAGCUUCUCAGACGCCUGCAGGAUUUACUGCUGGGCCCUAAAGCAGACGAGCAGACGACUUGUGAAGUUCUUGACUACUUCCUGCGCCGUCUCAGUUCUCCCCAAGUUGCUUCCCGUGUGCUUGCAAUGAAGGUAAAGAUAUUUUAAUAUUCUUAUGUUUGUGUAUUAGGAGGUGGUGUACGACCGUAUCCUGCUUUCUACGUAUUAAACAUAGUUCUGUCACCUUCUUAAAGGGUCAUUCUAAGCAUCAUAGCAAUGACGACAAAUUAUUGCAGAGUAUACCCUGCUGUCUAUCCUCUCUGAGAGUUGUUUAUAACUCCAAUGAUUUUCUAUGGAGAGAGAGAAGCCGCAGGUGGCUCUUCUAAUUGCUGCACACAGCUGGGUUCACAAACCAGCAGGCAGCUACAGUAUCCCUGCUAAUCAUUUAUAAUGAAGUCCCAGUCUUUUUAUGUGAUGAGUGGAACUACAGCUAGUGGGAUAAACAACUUAUCCCAUAGACUCCUGCUGAAGAGGGUUUUAUGGGAUACGAUCAGACUCUAUAGAACAGAAUGAUAGACUCUUGAUUGGAACCUAUUCCUGGUGGUGGAUGAGAGGGGGGAGGAGAAUCUGUCUAUUUGUAGCAGCUGUCAGCUUCUCUAAGUUUUGCUUGCUAAUUAUUUUUGCGUUUUUAAAGGGACACUCCAGGCACCCAGACCACUUCUGCCCAUUGGAGUGGUCUGGGUGCCAACUCCCACUACUCUUAACCCUGCAAGUGUAAUUAUUGUAAUUAUUAUCUACUAGACAGCCACUAGAGGGCACUUCCUGGUUUCUAGCACAGGUUUCCAGCGUCGCUCAUUUCCCCAUAGGAAAGCAUUGAAAUGCAUUCCUAUGGGGAGCGCUAAUGCGAAUGCGCAUUAGGUCUCCCCGGCCGGUGGGCGGGAUCAGUCUCGCACAUCGGCUGACGCAAUGCGGAGGAGGAAGCUGCGACGUGGGACAUCGUUGCUGCCUCAGGUAAGUUACUGAAGGGGUUUUGACCCCUUCAGCAACCAGGGAUUGGGGGGGGGGUGGGAGGGAGAGGGGACCUGCAGUGCCAGGAAAAUGGAUUGUUUUCCUGGCACUGGAGUUUCCCUUUAAGGCAUUAUCUAUAUGUUUCAUGAAAAGCAUUAUUUAAUUCUCACCCCAUUUUCCCCUUUAAAUAUAAAUCAAGAGUCAGAGGAAAAACCAUUUUAGCCUGAAACAUUGUUUAUUUUUAAUUAUUUAUUUAAUUUUUUUGUAAUUAUGUAUGGACAAAAUAUUCCAAAACAUUGACAAGCUCCACCGGCAUGAUGAUUUUACUUUUGAGUAAGGUAUGUUAGUCUUUUAGUCAAAGCUUUUUCUGUUUCGUAAUCGCUAAAAUCUAGUAAAACCUUGAUCUAGUCACCAUUUCAAGAUAUAACCAUAUUUAGUAUUGACCAUUAGGAAUCUGUUUUAAAGAAAUAUUAUUAACUCGUACUGUUAAAAAAAAAAAGUUUAUAGAUCUGUUUUAAACAAAAUGUAUGAUGUCAUGACACCAAUUUAAUCGUGAUUAUGUCUUGCCAGGGUCUGUCCAUGGUGCUUUCGGAAGAAGGCCUGCGUGAUGGAGAGGAGAAGGAACAACCCAUGAAUGAAGACUCUGGGGACUCUGAACUAAUGCAGGGCUACCAGUGGCUACUUAGAGAUUUGCCCAGUCUUCCACUAUUUCACAGUGUUAAAGGAAAUACAGCCGCAGCUUUGCAACAGGUAUGCACAAAGCAUCUUCUAACGGAGCCGGAAUUCUGUGUGACGUUACAUUAAUGGAUGUUUGUAUGUAAAACACACUAUAGCCUCCUUAUUUUUGCCUCUUUAUUUGCAUAACAUAUUUAAAGAUACCUGAUCGGAUAUUCUAAACACGAAGCUUGAAUUCAUCUGGCAACAUUUAAAACUUUCCUUUUUGAUAUACUUUAGAAGCAACUCAUGCAGCAGUUUCGAUGUAAAAAUGACACUGGUGUAUUUUUGGGGCAGUAUUCAUAUUGCACAUAUUCAGGAAUACAUUUUGUUGGUUUUCUGCCAUGUUUGUCACAGUGGGCCUCUGCACAUAUUUCCUGUCAGUGUGUCGCUUUUUGUGGCCACCUUUAUAUUUGUGAAAGUCCAAAAACUGUGAAUCCUCAGGGGAAGGCAGGUCUUUACAGGUGGUCCCCACAUGCAGAGCUGACCAGCCUACAACUGACCCUCAUAAAAAGAAAAAAAUCUCAGGCACUCACUGUGAUUGUGUCCAGGCAGGUUUGCAACGUUUCGACCUGUCAAGGUCUUUAUCAAGCAUAAAGGUCGAAAACUUUGCAAAUGAACCUGCUUGGACACAAUCAUAGUGAGUGCCUGAGAUUUUUUCUUUUUAUGGAUAUUCCGUGUGUAUUUUUGCUGACCCAUGCUCAGUAGCACCCUGGAUUGAAAUAUGGUGGCUGAGUGCGACCCUAUCUUUUUUCCAUUACAGCUGACCCUCAGUGUAGUGCGGAAUUGACAGAAAAUGAAACAGACAGAAGCAGUAUACGUCGAAAAAUCUUCUGAUUUAUUGCGUCUCCAUAUAUUAUACAAUAAUAGUAAACAGCAAGUUGUCUGUUUAAGGAGAUAAAUACGUCCGUAUACAGAUGGUUUGCAGCAAUAAAAGAAAAAAACAAGAUAAAAUACUAUCUCUAAGAAAUGGCAGGGUACUGGCACCCUUCCCAGAACACGAGAAACAACUAAAACAUCUAAAUACAUUUAGUAAUUUUCCACAGGAAAACAAAAUGGAGGCUAUAAAAUGACGUUUGACUAACAGGCUAUAUACUUUAAAUCACAUGAAACAUAAUAGUCAAUUACAUCAUUUCAUAAUUAAAUGAUAAAAAUGUUGAACCCGUGAUUUAUUUUUCGGUAAAUGAGAAAAAAAAGAAACAAAGUACAGAUUUUGAGUCAUUUAGAAUUCUGAUGAUGUUUGUUGUAAUAUCGUAUCGUAUUGUAUUUUUUUUUUUUUUUUCAGGCAAUUCACAUGGAGACAGAUCUACAGACAAUCAGUGCUUAUUUAGUAUACCUUUCCCAGCAUGCUCCAAUUGAAGAUCAAGGUCAGCACAAUGAACUCUCUCUGGUGAGUAGCCUAUGUGUAUAUCUACAAUAAAUCUAUUUUCACCAGAUACAUCUAUUGCCUAUUUGCUUUGAUUUAUCUUUUCCGCUAUUAUUUAUCUUUCUGCUGUUUCAUUGCUUUGUGGCAUUUUAACCAGCCCUUUAGUACUUAACAUGCUAAAUUCUGAGUAUAUCCUUUUGUACUAAAGGUUUUUAUUUGUGUUUUUGUCUUGCAGGACGUGGCUCGUCUCACAGUAGAACGUUCCACUCUAAUGACCCACCUUUUCUCCAAGAUAUCUUAUUGCUCGGAAUCCAACGCUGUCCUCUCUGCUCUGCUUUCCAUCUUCUUUUGCUAUGUUAGGCGUAUGCGGAAAACCAAAGAAGGGGAUGAAGUGUAUAGUUGGGUACGUAUUUUAUGCUUUUAGUUUUAUUUUUCCUUGUUGUUUUGCUUUGGGGGGAAGUGCGGUGUCCAUUACAUGUAUUGCUUUCUGAUGUUUGACAAUUCUCUUGGCCGGCACUGGGGCUUGAUGUAUGUUUGAAGUCCCAGAGACAAAGAUUUUAGAGAUGUACGACGGUUAACUAAUUUUAUCUAAUUUUACAGUCUGAAUCUCAAGAUCAGGUUUUUUUACGUUGGACCAGUGGGGAAACUGCCACUAUGCACAUUCUUGUUGUCCAUGCCAUGGUCAUUCUGUUGACUCUUGGACCUCCUCGUGGUAAGGUUUUUUCUCUCCUUAGAACAAAGUGUCUUGGAGCCUGUCUAUGUAGAUCAUGUUAAUUAGCUUAUAUACAUGCUCUUUUCUUCUCUCUAUUUGGCAGGUGAAAAUGAUUUCUAUCCUUUGCUUGACAUUUGGUUUCCUGAGAAGAAGCCCCUUCCUACAGCUUUUUUGGUGGACACUUCAGAGGAGGCUUUGCUUCUUCCUGACUGGUUAAAGCUGCGAAUGAUUCGCUCAGAAGUUCCACGUCUUGUAGAUGCUGGUGAGUUUACACUUGCAAGCUGAUUAACUGAUUCUUAACAUGUUUUAAGAAUAGAUUUUGGUUUUGUAAAAAUUUCUAAAUGAUCCUAAAUUAUAAUUUCAAAGAUGACAAAACCUAUUUUUAAAUAUCUUUUUAUUUUUUAAUUUUUUUAUUUUUCUAUUGUUGUUGUUAUUGUCACAUUAAAAGUGUUUAUUCCCAGGAAUACAAGUUAUAAAAAAUUAUAUUUUGGUAAAUAGAAUAUUGUAGAUAGAGAUGUGUGUAACGUAUGUGAAUUAUAUUACAAACUAGCAGUUCUUUAUUGAAGCGGGUGCUCCCACAAACCAGUAUCAGUAUCUGUAGAUGAUUAUUCUGUGUGAUGUGUUUUCAGCCUUGCAAGAUCUGGAGCCUCAGCAACUGUUGCUUUUCGUCCAGUCUUUUGGGAUUCCAGUGUCCAGUAUGAGUAAGCUCCUGCAGUACCUGGACCAGGCAGUGUCUCAUGAACCUCAGGCCCUGGAGCAGAAUAUAAUGGACAAAAGUAAGUCUGAACUCAAAGUGAACAGACAAAGUUUUUUGCCUAUGCUACAUACAUACAGCAGAAUACAUAUUACAUGUUAUGUCAUUACACAUAGGGUAACCGCAUGCUUGUCAAUGUUUGAUGAAUAUGAUGUUGUGUUGAACAAUUGCCGGGUCUUCUGCUCAUUUUGUGUAUAUACCUUAGAACCUAUUUUUUUUUUCCUCUUCAGAGCUGCUGGGCUUUGUCUCAAGAACAAUGCUAGAUGAUUACGGAUGAUUCUUUGCUUGAGCCACCUGCUUUAUAAACUAAUUGUGAAUUCCUUCCCUAUCAUUUUAUUGCCUACUAUAUACCAGUCAUGGCCAAUAGCUCUCAGGCUCUGGUCUGAAUGUAUUCUCCCAACAUUCAGGUGAUCUUCAAAAUCAGAAGAGGAUUGAGUCCAAAUUACAAUUGUCUUUGAAUUAGAUGUGGUAAUUGCAAAGGACAAAAUCGUAAUUUCCGCACAUUACAAAUGCAAUUAUCAAUUCCUCCACUGUUUAUAUGAUGUGAUUUUGCAAGUAGGACAAUUUAGAUGAUUACGGAUGAUUCUUUGCUUGAGCCACCUGCUUUAUAAACUAAUUGUGAAUUCCUUCCCUAUCAUUUUAUUGCCUACUAUAUACCAGUCAUGGCCAAUAGCUCUCAGGCUCUGGUCUGAAUGUAUUCUCCCAACAUUCAGGUGAUCUUCAAAAUCAGAAGAGGAUUGAGUCCAAAUUACAAUUGUCUUUGAAUUAGAUGUGGUAAUUGCAAAGGACAAAAUCGUAAUUUCCGCACAUUACAAAUGCAAUUAUCAAUUCCUCCACUGUUUAUAUGAUGUGAUUUUGCAAGUAGGACAAUUUGUAUGUUGUCUGUUACAGAUUAUAUGGCUCACCUGGUGGAGGUUCAACACGAGAGAGGAGCAACUGGAGGCCAGACCUUCCACACCCUGCUGUCUGCUUCAAUAUCAAACCGACGAGGUAGUUACUUGUCAAUUUAUUUUUGUUUGAUUGGCUGAGAUUGAGACACAGUAACAUUUUCCCCCACGUUCUCACAUACAGGAGCUAAUAUUAGGAAUUGUGUGACUGCAGAUAUUUGUGGCCGUUUUCUCACAAUGCUUAUCUGCAAAAAUGAUAAUCACAGACUUCUACAGGUUCAUGCUUAAAAAAAAUUAAUCUUAAUUUUCUUAAUCAUACUAACUUUACAUUCAUCAAUUUUGUUUUGAGAUAAAAAAAAUAAAAUUAAGUUUCAACAGUUUUUCGUAAUGAUUUCAUGAAUCUCAAGCUACUUGCACUAAAUCUAAAUUAUGGGUAUUUUGUGCACCAUCCCAGACCACCUUUAAUACUUGUUUUGUUUGGGUUUUUUGUGCCAGAUCUUCAUUAAGACAGUGCUAUAAAGUGUGCAUGUCAUGCUGGAAUAUCGUAGCAUCACUUUAUAGAUAAUAUAAUUUUAUGUACAGUUUGUCCUUACCAAAUUGGUAGAAUAGAUUUAUGCAUACCUUAUCAAUGAGAGUUGGCCUAUAUGACCUCUGAAGGUACAAUCCAUAGAACUAGCAUUGGUCCAGGAAUAUCCCAAUACAAAUAAAAUAAAUAGCAUUAAAAAAAAAGAGUUGUGCUCAAUAGGUACAUGGCAAAAAGUUCCACUUUCCUAAAACCAAAACAAAUUAAAAUUCCUAUGAUUAAGAAUCGAAGUGACUGAAACCUAUUAGGGCAUUUUUUUUUUUUUUAUUAUCGUUACCCCGUGUAUGACCUCCGCAUACAGGUAUAAACUACAAAUUUGGCCAAAUAGUGUGAUGCAGUGCACCAUAACUUAGGGGAAAUAAAUCCGCCUAGUAACUUUUAUCGAGAUGACCUCGAGGGAUGCGGAAGUCAGUCUACACUAUUAUACUUUUUUAUUCUGUUUGCUGGCAGUCAUCACCAGCACAGAGCAUAAAUUACAUUUGUAUACCUGACUGAGACACUUUUGCGAACAAUAAGUCCUCGUUGUACUAUUCAAAAUGAGCUUCUUAUAUGUGUGUUAAUAUUUUGGUACUGACGUGGCCUAAAUCUGAGCUGAGAAAUAUAGCAUUCUUUGCUAGUCAAGCAAUAUAGCACAGAGACCAGUGCCUUCCACAAGAAAUAUGUGUUUUGUACAUUUUCUUUAUCACCCUGAUAUUUUAUCCUGUUGCCUUCAAUGAAUGAAAGUGUGGACUGUCAUCAAAGAAAAAUGCUUUAUUCUGUGUGCUUCUCAUUUAGAUCGCAAAUGACCUUUAAUGCGUUGUCUCUACCCUAGCUCUGUUUUUAUGAAUGCAGAAUAUAAAAGGGUCUCAUCUGGAUAUAUAUUCAUUAACCUCUUCUAAGAUCACUUUUCUUCUGAAGCAAUAAGGACACUCUGUCUCCUACCAAAGGCUUAUUAUCCCAUAAAUCCUAGCACAGCAGGAAUUUGUAAAUAGACCAGAAGUUUUGUGAAAUUUAGAUUAGUUAUCGUCUUUUUACAUAUUAAAUCUAUUCAGUAAAUUACAACUCCUAGAGACCUUUGCUGUGCUUUCUUUUCAAAUAUUUUUUAUUGAAAAAGUAUCUUGCAAUGUGCUCUCUGAUGAUAUGUACUGUGUUAUUAAAGCAACACUACAAAUAUUGCAUGUAAAAAGUAAUGGAAAAAGAAUAUUGGUCCAUGGAGCAAAACUGUAUUUAUUCAUUAUGAAAAAAAAUAUUUGUUAUAUGCAAUCACACUUGAUAAUGCAGACAUGUAGCUUGCUCAUUAUCAAUGCAGCUGGAUUGGGGUCAGUCUAUGAGCUCCAAAUUACAGUAUAUCAGGCAGAUAAAGAGAAAAAAACGUACCUGUAUUAAUAUUCUUACUACCGGUCUGUCGGGUGUCUCGUUCUGGGAAGUGCCUUCUUGAGGUUCCACUUUGGUUACAGUUACAGUGCUGUAUGUAUAUAAAAGUUGUUUUGGUGCUUGGAGUAUCUCUACACUGUAUAAUAUUGUUAGGAUUUGGUUUGAGUAAUUAAUGUUUUUUUGUCUACAGAAAGUACAGACACAGUGAAACGAAAGCCCGUCCCUGAAAGUCCCCCAGGGCAGGUACGAGCAAGAGCACUGACUCAAAUCCCUGUUCUGGGUCCUGAAGAUGAUCUGGCUGGAAUGUUCCUGCAGGUAAAGGAAAACUUCUACUGGAUAAUCAUAACCCCUUUUAGUAUGCAUUGUUUAAGAUCAAUGAGCACUAGAUGUUUCCUGUUUUAAUUUUUUUUAUUAUUGUGAAUGAACGGCAUUAAAAUUAGUUUUCUAGCAACUGUUACUUCUCAAUGUUUCAUAAAGAUAUAAUAUUUAUGAAAUAUUGAUGUUGAGUGCCAAGCAUUGUCCUAUAGUAAUCUAAAGAUAUAAUAAGAUAAAAUAGGGACUAGUUUGUGCAAGCCUGAGCCUGACAAAAGGCAGAGCACUGCCUUCAAAUAUUCUCCAAUACCUGCAGCUGUCACAAGUGACUUCUGUGGGAUUCAGGCAUGGUCUCACUCACUGUAGACCACAGUGCUGAACUCUCGUGGCUCCUGGCAGAUGAAGCUCCAGGAGCCAAAGAAGACCACCAGGAAGAAGAUGGUGGCGGCCACGAGGGACACCUUUCACUGGGCCCCACGGCUACGGGAACCUAACCAGAGAUGUCACCUUUUGGAGGUCUUUGCAAAGUAUGCGAAGAAAAGAAUUGUCACUACUGAUAUUUUCACUGUCCAGCCAUGACAUGUAAAUUACAUUAAAGCCACACAGUAUUUUAGAGUGGGGAUGAGUAGAUACUGAGAAGCAAGGUUAACUUAAUAAAGGGACACUUCAAUCACUAAAACCACUUCACCUUAAAGAAGUGGUUUUGGUGCAUAAAUGACGCUCCUUUUCUCAGAAAAUAAAAUACUUUUUGCCGUUUACGAGAAAAGGUAAUGUUUACUUUUUGCAAAGAACACACCUGUAGUGGCUGUCAACCAGACACUUGACAGGCUGAAAUCCUACAAUUUUCAAAGAUCUUAACAUUUGACAUCAUCACAAAUAGCACGGUGAAGUCAAGUGCCUCCAAUGCUUCCCAUAGAGAUUGCUGUGCAUGUGCUGCAUGACCGCUUGUUAGAGUGCUUUUUAAGCUCUUCAAUGUAACUGUUCUGUAGCAAUGUGUGGUAGACAUAAUGGCAAGUAGUAGACUGACUGUGCUAAAAUUUUAACUAUUGGCUGACACUGGAAAUAGUCAGUUUUAAAAUUUAACUGCUGGUACUGAGUGAAGUUCUGACCUGUUUUCCCAUUUGGCCUUUUUUUGUGAUUAUCCAACAAAUAUUUUCUUAUUCCCCCAACCUUUUUUCUGUUUCAGCUUUUCCCAUUAAACCCAGAUCCGCGGUGGCAGAACAACAACCCUCGACCUAUCUCUUUGGCUCUGCAGCAAGCUCUGGGUCAGGAGCUGGCUCGUAUUCGUCAGGGUAACACCCAGCUGACUGGCAUUGCAGUGCGUUUGCUCCAAGCAGUGGCAGCAUUACUAAGUUCUCCACACAGCGGAGCUUUGGUCUUGGCUAUGCAUAGGAAUCAUUUCAUCUCUUGCCCUUUGAUGCGUCUACUCUAUCAGUACCAAGUGAGUAUUUCCUGAAAUGUCAUUUUGUGAAAAUACAAAUCUAUGUUUGUCUUUGUAUCAUGUCUCUCCCAAAAGCACCUGAGGAACCCAGGUAAGUGGCAAGCUGUUAAGAAAUCAGUUGACUGCUUACUAUUCCAUGUUUUUAUGAGUCCUUCACUGUAUCUUUAAAAAAAAAAAAAAAUGUAAAUACAUAUACUUCCCAUAAAAGUUCUCAGCCAAUUCACAAUAGUGGGCCUCAUUAAAGCUGCAGAAAAAACUUCUCCCAAAGCAGGAUGAGAUCUCCAAUCAGGAGAGUCGUAUUCUAGUCACUGUGGUCUGAUCUUAUAUAGUGAACUAACAAUCUAUUAUUGCUUUAUGUAUACAUGUUUUAUGCCCAUCCAACAGGAUAAGUGGAACUGCUAUUUAAAGGAGCCAUAACACAGCUGUUAUCAGUUUACACACAGCCCGGUUCACCGUGUUGCUAUAAAUGGGACCAGAUGAGUUGUCCACUGCUCACCUUAUUUUAACCCCAUUAAGGACACAUGACAUGUGUGACAUGUCAUGAUUCCCUUUUAUUCCAGAAGUUUGGUCCUUAAGGGGUUAAAGGGAGGAGAGGAAGCUCACUCCAAGUUGCAGAUGUUGCAUAUACACACCACACGCACAACUUGGCCAGAAUUAAUAAAAGCAACCCAGACUGUAAAAAUCAGGACUUGCCUGAUUGUCAGCUCUGAGGGACAGGCUUGGAGAUGGGGAGGUUUUUACAUAUCGUUGCAGUUCUUAUUAGCCGCUCAAAGCAUGUUCAGGGUGCUCUGUGCACCACCAGCUACGCAAAAAAUGCAGAAUACUGUCCCUUUGAACUACAUGAAGGAAACACACCUUUUUAAAGUUUAAAGCUGUAUUACACAUUUCUCCUGGCAGAAAAUUGAGCAGUGAGACUGCAGGGGCAUGAUCUAUACAUAAAAACAGAUUCAUUAGGCUAAAGUUAUUUUGGUGCAAACUUAAACAAAAAAGCAAGUUGUCUUAAAAGCAUAUUCCUGAAUUUAAGACAACACAAAAUUGUUGGGGUAAGUGAACCCCUCUAUCACUUAUAUUUGUAUUCGCGCUCCACUAGGUGGUGUAUUUUACACUACAUUUCUAUAUAAAGUUAUUUUGUUGUCUCUUUAAAGGAACACUAUAGUCACCUAAAUUACUUUAUCUAAAUAAAGCAGUUUUAGUGUAUAGAUCAUUCUCCUGAAAUUUCACUGCUCAAUUCACUGUCAUUUAGGAGUUAAAUCACUUUGUUUCUGUUUAUGCAGCCCUAGCCACACCUCCCCUGGCUAUGAUUGACCGAGCCUGCGUGAAAAUAAAAACUGGUUUCACUUUCAAACAGAUGUAAUUUACCUUAAAUAAUUGUAUCUCAAUUUCUAAAUUGAACUUUAAUCACACACAGGAGGCUCUUGCAGGGUCUUGCAGGGUCUAGCAAGCUAUGAACAACAGAAAAUCUUAAUUAAACAGAACUUGCAAUAAAGAAAGUCUAAAUAUGGCUCUCUUUACAGGAAGUUUUUAUGGAAGGCUGUGCAAGUCACAUGCAGGGAGGUGUGACUAGGGUUCAUAAACAAAUGGAUUUAACUCCUAGAGGAUUGAGCAGUGAGGCUGCAGGGGCAUGUCCUAUACACCAAAACUGCUUCAUUAAGAUAAAGUUGUUCAGGUGACUAUAGUGUCCCUUUAAGUUUCAUUAAAUGUAAUAUUUUAUAAAAAUUGAUGACCAUUGUCCUUUAAAUACCCCCAUGGCAGAGAGGUCUGUUAGUGAAUGCUCUACAACAAAUUCAGACCCCAAACCAGACUAUGAAAAGUAUUGAUGAUGACAUCAGACCUCACAGAGAUGCUCCUAGUCUGGGACAUUUUACAAUUGUGAACAUUAUAUUUACAACAAUGUAGCAUUUUUCUAGAUAUUUAAUUAGUUGCCUUUUUUAUUAAAUCUAUUUUCUUUAUACAGCGCAGCGUCCCCCAGGACACCGCCUUCUCCUCACUGUUCUUCAAAGUCCUUAUGCAGAUGUUGCAGUGGUUAGACACUCCUGGUGUAGAGGAUGGACCACUUCGUGCACAACUGAAAUCCUUUGCCUCUCUGUACUCUUCAAAGCACAGGAUUAGUGAUGGUAUGGUGGCAUUUUGCUGGAGUCAUUGCGAUAGUCUUCAAGUCAAAGAAAUUUUAGUUUCAUGCUGGGUUCUUCCUGAAUUAAAUUACUUGCAUAUAUUAAUCAUUGCAAUUACUUGCUUUGUUCUAAAAACCAGAAAUAGAGGAGCGGUCAGCUACUGGGCUGUUUUAAUGCGAUGAAUUUAAAUUCGGGACAAUGUUUUUUUCAUUCUUUAAACCUCUGUACUGCAUAUUGUCACUGUAUGUGUGAAUGUUAAAGGUUAAUUCAGUUGAUUUUAAGCAUCUUAUUAUUGGCACGGUUGUUGAUAUUCUCUCUAGAACAUAUUUAUUAUUAAGAUAUUUAAAAAAAAUAAUAAUACUAAAACCUUGUAAAAAAUGCAUUUACAACAUGGAAUCUGGUAAAAUAUUAAAGAGACAAAACGAUUAGAACCGUGAAACACUUUUGUUAUUAAAUAUUUUAGAUUUAUCACGUGUGCAGAGUGCACAUGUGAUGAUCGCAACACUAGUGAGAAUUCUGCUGCCAUAUCUGGACUAUACACACGCUUUGGAUUUAUACAGUCUGCUUAACAGUGGAAACUAGAUAUAGUUAAGGUUAUUCACUAAAGUUAGAAUUGUUGCGGUUUCAAAGGGAAUUUCAAAUUUAAGGCCAAAGUAGCCAAACUUGAAGCAUAGCUGACUUUAAAUUUUUUCAGAUCAGCUAUUUUGGCCUUUAAUGUAGUUUUACUACACACAGAGCCUGAUUUCCUUACUGCUUGUGCAUGCUGACUGUAGUGGAUAUGGUGCCAUGGAUGAGCUAGCGCACCCCAUUGUAAGUAGGCAAACGGUUUUGGAAUGGUAUGACUUCUUACCUGGGGUCCGCUUGGCACUUACAGUAUCUUUACUGGAGAUCCUGGGCAGACUGACGCUCUCAGCCAAUGAGCUAUGUUUCUGCUAAGGAACUUGCGGCUCUCACAUUACUGUAGUGGAGGUAGGGAGUGGCGCUAGGUGGACCCUGUGGAAGAAACCAAACUGGCAUCAUAACUACUAGAGCAAGCCGCAGUGGUUAAGGAGCUUGGAGUGUUCCUUUAAGGAUGAUGGUAAUUUAUUUUAUGUGAUCUGUUUACAUGGUAAUCACUCUGAUCAUUUUAUGCUACUAUUGUUAUUCAACAUUUAAAUGACUGGUAAAGAUAUGGUGUGAAUGUUUGUUUAUUUAAAAAAAAAUCUUUUUGCUUGUAAUCCCCACUAGCGUACAUUGUACAGCGUAUCUACAUCUUUACUCGUACAUUUGCAGUCACAGUCUCACAACAUGCAAAACAUUGUUUUAUUUAUUUUUUAUAGUUAUAUUUUAUUUGUUUUUUUUAAAAUAUAUUAUCUGUAUAUAUUGCAAUAAAAAGGUGCAAAGUGCAUUAUUAAUUUUAAAUAUAAAGAUCAUUUUGUAUUUUUCUUCAGUACGUGGGGGAUUUUUGCACCUAGCAGAGGCACUUGCAUUCUGCCGUGAACCCGAUGUGAUAAACUCCACACUGCGUGCCAUAAUUACCACUCUGAAAUCUGGAGACAAGUGUAAUGUGGAACCCGAACUGAUCAGCAAAGGUGAGUUCUUAUUUAAUCAUCUACCAGAAUGUUCCUGUAAUUAGUUCUAUUAUUGUACUGUUGUGUAGAAUGUAGCAGAUGAACUGCUGUUAACAUGCUGUAUUCGCCUCUUAGCUGAGCUAUUAUUUAAAUAUUUACUGCAGUGCUGUCACUAAAGUGAACUUUUUAGUAAACGGCUACUGCAGUCUUCCUUUUAAUGUGAUAUAAUAUCAUAGUUAUUGAAGAGUUAACCUAACUCGAACUAAUAUUAGUUAAAUGAACAAUUUAAAUGGUUCAGAGUUUAGGUAAGGCUAGCUAUGAUUUCCUUUUUAGUGGAGUAUUCCUCCAAAGGUGAGCUGGUAAUUGGUUAUGGAAGUUCUCCUAGGGUGAGUAGGCAAAGGGCAGCAGACUGCGUUUGAGAUCGUUGGUGGUAUGUUUAAAAUAUACACGAGUUAUUAAAAAAAUAAAAAAAAAUUUAGAUUUUUUUUUUUUUUUUUCUGUUUGUUUUUUGCUAAACACAAAUAUGAACCCUCUGUUAUUUUUUUUGUCUGGCUUUUAUCUGUACUCUGAAUGUGUAAUCUAGGUGGGAACGUAUUGCAACAAAAAAAAAAAAGCUUAAAGAAACUCUGUAGCCAUUUGCUCACUUUUGCCAUUAGAAAAUAACCCAUAUUAACCUAUAUUAGCUGGAAAUCAGACUGAUCCCAUCUGUAAGGGCAGUCCAGAAUUGAAAUGCCAGCAAGUUCUCUCUGCAUGAGGGAUACUAAAACCUAGACAAUUUUUUUUCCAACCUUUUUUGGGCCUCAUCAGCAAGAUGUAGCUGAUACCCUUCAAGGCACAGUGAGCACAGUGUCCAUGUCUGGACUACCCUUUUCAACUUCAGGUGAUGCUAAAAUAAAUGCACAGUGAGAAUGGGGUGGGAAAGUGCAAUAAAAUAUCUUAACCCUUUUUUAACUGGUUAUGAAGUUUAUCGCAAGCAUACAACCUGUUUUCUAUGCAUAGUUUAGUUGUAUGUUUUUUUUAAUAUAUAUUUUAUAUAUAUAUAUAUAUAUAUAUAUAUAUAUAAUGUGUGAAAGAUUUGCUUCCAAAACUUAAAUGCAUGGUUAAAAAUAGUUACAAUAGUUAGUGGUGCCAAGAGUCCCAGGCACCGCCUCCUGUUUGAUAGUGAAUCUGGGUCCCCAGGAGCCUGCAGCUCUCCCCCUCUUUUGAAAUGGCUAAGCCAGAGUUCUCCACCUUAACCAUUACCAAAUCAUACUGAUAGUGAUCGUGGGCACUGAUUGGCUGAGAGUUUCAGUGGAGUGCUCUCACCCUAUCACUGAGAUUUGGCGUAUGGCGUAAGAUGGAUCAUUACUCUGACUAAGCCAUUCCAUCAGAGGAAGCCAUGCUGUAGGCACCUGUGGAUCCAGAGCCACUGUUAAACUAUUCAGAAUCUAAUAAUAAAGCUUUCAAUAUCAUCAAGGAACCAUGAUCACAUCAGUGAAUUGAAGUGAUUGUGGUGCCAACAGUGUCAAAAUGUAUAAUUACAUUUUGUGUUAAUACGGUUGUAAACCGUGGAAAAUAAUUUGAGUAGCUUACACGUUUUAUCCAUUUUUUUUUUCUUAUUCUCCUGCUGUGUUGUGCAACAUUAGUUCUUCAAGGACUGAUUGAAACAAAAUCUCCCUAUUUGGAAGAGUUUUUAGCCAUUCUACUAUCAGUAACCAUAGAAACAACAUCGCGUUUUACGGCUACUGGCCCUGUGGCCAUCGUGUGCUCUCUCCUUCUACAAGAGAGAGAGGAGGCGCCUGUGAAAAAAGGAAGUGAAAGCUGCAGGUAAUUUCUCCCGAAACGAGUAUAUUUGUGUUUGUUAAAAAUGAUGUCCUAAUAAUAUACUGUCAGUCUCUACAUUAGCUCUAAUAUCAGCACUGCCUGAGCCUGUCCUGGUAAUGUACAGUCAGUCCCUAGAUUAGCUCUAAUCUCAGCACUGCCUGAGCCUGUCCUGAUAAUGUACAGUCAGAUCCCCUACAUUAGCUCUAAUAUCAGCACUGCCUGAGCCUGUCCUGAUAAUGUACAAUCAGAUCCCCUACAUUAGCUCUAAUAUCAGCACUGCCCGAGCCUGUCCUGAUAAUGUAAAGUCAGAUCCCCUACAUUAGCUAUAAACCCGGCACUUUCUGAGCUCUGUAUCAAGCUCUGCACAUAAACAUUUGUUUUAUUCCUUGAAACAUUGUGAUGCACUCAUUCAGUCUAUACAUAGAAAACCCUUCAGACAGUGAUAGGGGCCUUUACAGCUUGUGUUGCGCAGUCAAUUUAAUCGCUGAAAACACUCUGAUUCACAAUGCAUCUCCUGUUUGUUUUGUAGCUCAGAAACAACCCGCUCAAGAACUUCGUCAGGACUUCUUAUCGACUGGUUGGAUCUGUUAGACCCAGAAGUUAUUAGUAGUUGUCCAGAUCUGCAGCAGAGACUUCUGUUUUCAAGUAGCAAGGUACAACAUCUAUGAAAAAAAAUACACACCAUUUUUUUUACAAAGCCCACGUUAGCAACAUGACAUAUUUAUUAGAAUGUUGCCUCUAUGCUGAUUCUGCUGAUAGAACUUGUCAUCACUCUAUUUAGACAUAUAAAAUAUGUCUUUCUCACUUUCCUGCCAACAUAAUGUCAAAGUUAAUUAUGCAUUAUUCAAAAUACGACCUUGAAUGUCCCAGUUAUACAGAAUAACAACUCUUCUUCUAAAUUACAGUUUAGGUUAAAAAGGGUUAUUUAACAGUUUUGUUUAAUUUUUUUUAGGUGAAAGUUUCCGCAGGAUCUCAAGCUCCUUCUUUCCGUCCAUACCUUUUGGCUCUGUUAACCCAUCAAUCCAACUGGGAUACGAUACAUCAGUGCAUUGGGAUCUUAUUAAGUAAACAGCGGGAGCAAAGGUAAGUGAUGAAUAGAUGGCAGAUUAUUAAAGGCUUACCUCGGUCAAGGUGAUAGUAGUUUGGAUGUGAAACACUGUAUAUCCAGAGUUAUUUGCAAUUGUGUCCCGGAGGCUAGUUACAAACCCCUGGGACAUGUGACUUAGGCAGUGCAGAACUCAGCACAGCCCGGAGGCUGCCUAAUAUCAAUUCUAUGCAUAGUUUACAUCUGUCGUUGGUGUGCACUGCAUUCUUGCGACAGACCUUCACUGCUCAUGUCCCCUCUCCCUCCCUUCUUAAUUGCAGCCCUUUCUCCUUCUUAUCCCACCUGCUUAUUUAUUUUUUGUCUCCUGCCCUUCCUGCUCCUACUUUACCUCCCCACUCCCUCUCCCCCUCCUUUUGCCAGCUCAGAGCAUGUGCAUGCACGGUUAAAUGGUCCAAUCAAAGACUUCUCUAUAAGAAGCCUUUGCUUGGAUUGCCACUUGGCUACUGUAAUGUCACAAGGGGGCACGAACUGAGCAACACUGAGAGCUUCACCUGAUGCUGGGUUAAGGUAAGUAAAACUUUGUUUAAAAAUGUGUUUAAGCCUUUGGGGGAGCUAAAGAAUAAGUGUUGUGUACUAUGUCUGGGCUAUGCUCUACAUUUAAUGGAAUCCAUAGAUGUAUAGAUGUAUCAUGCAAACUCUAUGUUGCAUAACCCCAUGCCUAUUCCAAAGAGAAGGCAGACAAGGUUGCCAGAACCAUACAGCUAUAUGUUUCUCAAGAACCUCUGUUUGCUGACUUCUAAAGGAAAUUUAUGUGGGACAGUAAGUACACUCCGUUUUUAUUGUUGUUGUCCUAUCCACCGUUUUUUACACUCACCAUUUGUAGGUAUUAAUGGACACUACGUAAAAUCCAGUGGUAUGUAGAAUUCAAAUACUGCAGGAAAGAAAUGGUCAUUAAUCAAAGAAGAACCUUGCAGCAAAUUAAUUCUACACAUGCACUUUUCAUGAACCAUGCAGCAUAUGAAUUCUACACAUGCACUUUUCAUGAACCACGCAGCAUUUGAAUUCUUCACAUGCACUUUUCAUGAACCAUGCAGCAUAUGAAUUCUACACAUGCACUUUUUAUGAACCAUGCAGCAUAUGAAUUCUACACAUGCACUUUUCAUGAACCAUGCAGCAUAUGAAUUCUACGCAUGCACUUUUCAUUUGAUGUGUCUGCACAAGAAAAAAUUAAGGUUAUGAAAGCUGUAAUUCUGCUGCAGCUAUUUUCAGUGACAUUUUGAUUACUGGAGCAUCAGAGCAUUGGGAAAACCUAGAGAAAAGGUUGCUCCGAAAUAUGUAUCUUUUUUUUCUUGUGUUUAUUGAAAUAUAUUAAUUAUUUAUUAAAUGCUUAAAAUUCAUGGAAGUCCCUGCACAUAAGUUUAAUAAAAUGUAAAAAAAAUGCAUACAUAUUCAGGUAGUUAUGUGAAGUUGUGGAGGUUAUUAAAUACUAUGUUUCAUUUUAUCUGAUUUAUCUUUUCCUCUGCCCUCCCAUGAAAUUAAAAUGUAUUUAAUUUGAAUCUCCAUUGUAAGGAGUCAAACCAUUUUAGACAACUAACUACUGAGUGCCGGUGACUUUUGAUCAGGGCCGGACUGGGGAUACAAAGCAGCCCUGGAAAAAAAAUUUGUGCCAGCCCCAUAAGUCACUGCGCCAUAUAUUGUCGCGUGUAAUAUGUAAGGCUAUGUCUUGCCAGGACAGAUGAUUGAGUUAUAUAUAUAUAUAUAUAUAUAUAUAUAUAUAUUGCUUUUUCUAAUAUAAAAUAUUGGUCCUUUCAGGGUAAAACGUUUAAUUAUACAGUAAGCAUACGCACAUGCAGACACAGGCAAUUUCACUGACAUUUCAGUGACACACACAAGCUCAUUGAUACACAGCCUCAUAGACAAACAAUCUUACUGAUAUACAUCAGCUCAUUGACAUAAAAACACAAGCUCACUCACUAGCAGGCACACGCAUGCAAGCAAGCUCACUCACUAGCAGACGCACACACACAGCUUAAUGUGGUGGUACUGGUGUCUAUAGCAUGUCCCUACAGGCUUUUCAACGUAAACACUGACUUUUCAGACAAAAGGCAGUGUUUACAUUGCUUCAAAGUGACACUGCUAGUGACAGUCACUCAGACGGUCACUAGAGGUGCUUCCUGUGUUAGUGCCCUCCCGCCCUCGCGCGCUGCUGAAUGAGACUGGCGCCGGAAUAUGACGUCAUAUUCCGGCGCCGGUCUCAUUCAGCUGCGUGCUGGGGAGCAGAGCCAGCGCAGCUCCCUCAGCGGCCGCCAGGACAAGUCCGCCAGCGGCCGCCAAAAGACCUCCCCAGCGGCCAGGGGAGGGCUGGCAGCCUUAGGCCUGGGGGGCAAAACCAGUCAAGUAGACUGGUGCACCUGCCCAGGAUCAGAGCCGGUGCAAGGAUUUUUGCCGCCCUAGACAAAAUAAAAAUUUGCUGCCCCCACAUGUCACAUCACAAUGCCCCACCCAUAUGAUCUGCCAUAUGAACUAACGCCAGUGCUGCACACAGUGUGUGUUUACAUUAAAAAGCCUGCAGGGACCAGCUAUAGACACCAGAACCACUUCAUUAAGCUAUAGUGUCCCUUUAAUGUGAGGUAAAUUAUAGAUUAGUGUCACUAAUAAUAUACUAGGUUGCCUACUUACAAGCAGAUGAGGAUGAUGAUGGGCUGCAGUUUGGCUCCACUGGUCUGGUGUAGAACAGGAUCUCUGGAGGCUGUUUGCAACUGUGGUCACAAAAUUCAAUGUUCUGGGAGAAUUGGAAGCAGCUCAAUUUUUUUGGGGCCCCUUACACAGCUCAAGGUCUGGGCCCCAGGGCCUGACGGUGAGUAUGCCCAUAAGGCCCAUAAAGUCCACUUAUAUGUUCCACCCACCCAUGAGUUCGCUCACAGGGAGUGGAGUGUGUAGGGGAUGUGUUAUGUGUUAUUGUAGAGGAUCUAAUAUGUGUGCUUAUGGUAUGUAGUGUUUAGGGUUAUCAGUUUGUGCAGGUGAUGCAGUGUGUUUGUGUGUAGUGGAAGCAGUGUGUAUUUGUGUAUAAGGGAUGUAUUAUGUGUUUCUGGUUGUGUGUAAGGGAUGCAUUGUGUGAAUCUGUGUUUGUAUGCAUAAGGGAUGCAAGGUGUGUGUCUGUAUGUGUGUGCAUGAGAUGCAUUGUGUUUCUGUGUGUAUGUAAGAAAAGAAGUGUGUGUGUUUGCAUGCGUGUGUACGGGUUUGCAUUGUCUGUUUCUGUGUAUGUGUGCAAAGGAUGCAUUGUCUUUGUGUGUAAGGGUUGCAUUGUGUGUGUGUGUGUAAUGUAUGCAUUGUGUGUUUCUCUGUGUGUAAGGGAAGCAUGUUGUGUUUCUGUGUAUGUAUAGGGAUGCAUUGUGUGUGUGUGCGCGCGUAGUGUGAAAGAGUUCCCUGUCUUGGCCCCUGUCCUAUAGAGCUGCCCCUUCUUUAUUCCCCCCCCCUCCCCUCUUUAUUCCCCCCCCUCUUCUUUCCCUCUCCCCUUCUUUAUUCCCUCCCUCCCCUCUUCUUAUUCCCCCCCCUCCACUUAUUCCCCCCUCAUCUUAUUCCCUCCCCAUCUUACCUCCUUCUUAUUCCCUCCCUCCCUCUUCUUAUUCUCCCUCUUUUAUUCCCCUUCUUAUUCCCCUCUUAUUCCUCCCUCCCUCUUUCUUACCCCCUCCCCUCUCUACCCUCUCUAUUCUACUCUCCCCAGGCUCUAACCCUCCCUAUUUCUACCCCUUCCCUAUUCUUACCCCCUUCCUAUUCUCCUUACCCCCUUCCCUAUUCUCCUACUCCCCUUCCUUUUCCAAGGUAGGAAGGUGCACACUGAGUGUGCACUUCCUGUCAGUCCGGCCGGUGACAGGAAACAGAAACUCUGCGCGGAACAGGAGUUUCUGUUUCCUGUCACCGGCCGGACUUACAGGAAGUGCACACUCAGUGUGCCCCUUCCUAUCACUCCGGCCGGCCGGCCACCGCGGACCGGAGUGCAGCCUGGCCACGCUACAGGGGAGGGAGGGAGGGGAGAAGCUGCAGCCGCCUGACCGCUCUUCACAGAGCGCUCAGGCGGCUGCAGUAUUUAAAGGGCCGGCCCCAGGUGCCGACGGCCCACCGGGAAAUUUCCCGGUAUCCCGGUGGGCCAGUCCGGCCCUGCUUUUGAUGCUCUCAGCCAACGAGCUAGCUCUACGCUGCAAACUUCCCAGCUUACAGUCGUUUGUAGUGGAGGCAGAGAGCGGAGACCAGCAGGCCUCAGGUAAGAAGGCAAUUCUAAAGUGCUUUGACUAAUUACAAUGGUAGGUGCAUCAGGGAAGACCUGGCAGUACAGUGAGCUGUAGUUGUUAUGGUGCUUGUGGUGUACCUUUAAUGUAAAGUUUGUUUGGUGUAAACGUCCAGCAUCCUAAAAGUAAAAGUGUUGUCUGUGGCUUACUAAGCAUCACCACAGUUGUAAUUCCAAGAGCUACUCGUUUCCUGCCCUGAUUUCAUGAUUUCUAAACCUACAGCCAUAGUUAAUCAUGUAUGCAGAGUGACUCUAUGAAUUAAAAUAUAGUAUUUAUCUGCAGCAUGGGCACCUGACAUUGUCCACCCUCUUAGACACUAAGUUUCAGCCGAAAGUUUUAAACAUUCUCCAGAACACUUUUGCGUUCCAAAUCUCAUUCGUAACCAUUGCAGGAAACACUCUUUAAAAUAUAUAUUUAACACGUUGUGGCUUAUGUGACAUUUAGGUUGGACCCAUCAGCUUCUUUGGACUUUUUGUGGGCAUGCAUCCAUAUUCCCCGUAUCUGGCAGGGAAGGGACCAGCACACGCCACAGGUACAGACUGAACCAAUGUACGGGCACCUCUGCACUCCUAUGUGUAGUGACUGAUAGUACUGACUCACCAUUCUUUAUUAUCCCACACAGAAAAGGCGAGAUGAAUUUGUUCUGCAGCUAAAGCCAUCAGAGCUAAUUUGUCUUGUGGAUUUGAUUAUCUCGGAGUCAGAAACCAAGAGUCAGGAGCCAGAGGAGACUUCUUGUCAUCUGAUUCAAUCACGCCUUCCACUUUUAAUCAAUUUUUGUCAUGGAAACCAAGAAAGCAUCAAGAAGGUCAUGGAGCAUUUGAUCAAUUGUAUAAAACAGUGGGGUAAUAGGUGAGUCUAAUGUACAGGAAUAAUAAAAAAAAAAUGUAAUCACUUUUUUUUUUUUAAACCUGUGUAUAUUGUGCCAGUGGUGACAUCGCUGAUGACAAAUACUCUGGAUCAGUAACUUGCCCUGAGCUUGUCUCUUGGAUAUAAAAUUAAACAAAAGCAUUUGCUACCUGAUCCUCUCUACAGAUUUUCAGACAUUCAGCGUGAGAUUUGAAAGGUCAAAAUAAAUCCUCUAAUGCAGUAUUUAUCUCUUUAGUCCUUUAGGGAAACCAUGCCGGGACCUUCUCCUGCAGCUUUAUCUACAACUGCCAGAAUCGAUUGUUUUAGUGCCUGAAAUCUCCAGUGAGGGAGCCACUGGCAGCAGUACCUGCAAGGUAUGUAAGCAGGAAAUGUUUUGACUCCAUUCUGGGUGAGCGUAGCUCUCUCUAUAUGGUACCAGUGUCUUAGAAGAAGCACUGUCUUCAGAUAAUGUAAAUGCAGCAUCAUAUAGCUCUGUAAUCACUGCUUAAAUAUUGUUAACACAUUAAUCUAAUAAAAAAAACUUCUCAGGUUAAAAACUGUUCAAAAUACGAGUGUGACCCCAAAAUUAAAGAAACACUCUGGGCACUAAAAGAAUGAAGUUCUUAUGGUUCCAGGAGGUCCUGGGCGCCAUCUUACCAUAGGGGGUUAAACCAUUUACAGUCCGUUCAAAGGAGCACUCCGGGUACCAUAAUAUAUUCAUCUGAAUUAAGUUGUUAUGGUGCCUGAAGAUCCUUCACCAACGGUUUAACCUCAAAGUCGAGUGCCAUUUAGCUCUGUCCCUUUCUUGCUUCUCUCUGAUUCUUGAAACAGGAAUUCUCAGACAGACACUGUCUACAACAUCUGGGGAUCUACCUUUUAGGCAUCCCUGCUCUAAGUCAUUUAGAUACUCCACAUUCAUAAAAACAGCUUGUCGAAAAUAUAUGCAUUUCUGAAGCCAUUUUGUGAAUGGGGAGCUACUGAUUGGCGUAGAGCAUUAGCUGAUUCUCUCAGCCAAUGAGUGCCGCAUUUGUCUGAGGCUUUCCUGUUUCAAGGAUUAGAGCAAAGCGAAAGGACACGCGUAGAGCUACACAACAUUGAAUUAAAGACUUUGGGGAUUAAACCGUUCGUGAGCAAUUUAACCUCUAUAGUAAGCAGACUCCAGAGACAUCUAGGCACCAUAACAACUUCAUUCUGCUGUCCGGAGUGUUCCUUUUAACAGUUCGUAAACCGUUAAGCACAGUGGUUCCCAAACCUUUUAGGUUUUUUGUGCCCUUAAUAUUUUUCAAUUUUUUUCGAAGGCACCUCAAGUCAAAAUUUCUAUAUCCAGGGUGUGUAUCUGUACAGCGCUGCGGCAUUUACUGGCGCUAUAGUGUAAUGUAUAGUGUUGGUGUUUAAAGGACCACUCUAGGCACCCAGACCACUUCAGCUUAAUGAGGUGGUGUGGGUGCCAGGUCCAGCUAGGAUUAACCCAUUUUUUUAUAAACAUAGCAGUUUCAGAGAAACUGCUGUGUUUACAAAUGGGUUAAUCCUUCCUCCAAUUCCUCUAGCGGCUGUCUCAUUGACAGCCGUUAGAGGCGCUUGCGUGAUUCUCACUGUGAAAAUCACAGUGAGAGCACGCAAGAGUCCAUAGGAAAGCAUUGUUUCCUAUGCGACCAGCUGAAUGCGCGCGCAGCUCUUGCCGCGCGUGUGCAUUCAGCCGAAUGGGAGGAACGGAGGAGGAUUGGAGGAGGAGAGCUCCCUGCCCAGCGCUGGAAAAAGGUAAGUUUUUACCCCUUUCCUCUCCCGGGCGGGAGGAGGACUCUGAGGGUGGGGGCAUCCUCAGGGCACUAUAGUGCCAGGAAAACGAGUAUGUUUUCCUGGCACUAUAGUGGUCCUUUAAAGGGGUGCUUUUAUAUAGUUAUUGUGGUUUAAUAUAGGGAUUGUGUUUGUAUGUAAUGUUUGCGUUUGAUUGCAGGGGUGUGUAUGUAUGUAAUAUUUGUGUUAGAUUGCAGGAGUGUAUUUGUAUGUUGUGCUGGUGUCUGUCUGCUUUGAUAUAUGCACAUACAUUACCACAUACAUACUUACACAGAUAUACAUACACACAAAUUCAUAUAGACACCAACACAUACACACACACACAUACACUCACUGACACAUACCUUAACAUACGCAUACACCAACAUAUACACACACAUGCACCCUGACACACACAUUGAUACAUGUACACACCAUGAUACAGAUACACACUGAAAUAAAAACAUACACAGACGCAUAUCCUGACACACAGAUGUGUGCGCACACAGACACAGAAGCAUACUUAUAUAUAUUCAUGUAGAGAUUGUAGCCGUAUUAGUCCAGUGAUGUAGAUGUAAAAAACAGAUACAAUUUGUAUCUUGUAAUACCUUUUUUAUUGGACUAACAGAAUUUUUUAAUGAAAAGCUUUCGCGAGAACCACUACCAACACUUUACAUGAACACUCUCCCAGCAUUUUCUUACUGUUCUGUCAUAUGUAACAACACUAUAAAUCACAUUUCAAUAUGUUUAUUCUAUCAAUAUAUAAAGUACUAUGUGUAGACCUAUGCUUUCCCAUAUUAUGCAUGUAUGCAUAUAUAUAUGACUGUGCAUUUAUAUUUGUGUAUAUGAGUUCAUGUACAUGUCUGUAUAUGUGUUUAUGUAUAUGUACAUGUGUUUAUGUAUAUGUACAUGUGUUUAUGUGUUCGCCUAUACGUAUUUGUGUGUGUGUGCAUGUAUAAAGUGUACCAUCCUCUGCACUGUUUGCUUGUUUGUUUUUCUUCUCCCGCUCUCCCCCCUCACUCUACUCUUCAGAAAGAUAUUUAUGACCCUCUGCUAAGAUGGUGUCUAUUUUCUAACAAACCUGUGUCUUAUCUGCACUCAUGUCGCUUUAACCCUGAAUCACAACUCAACUUUGAAUUCUAUAUGUCGUCUUGCUCAGAAAUGCUUCAGACUUGAGAAAGGGAGGUUCUCCCGAAAGCUUGUCAUUAAAAAAUUCUGUUAGUCCAAUAAAAAAGGUAUCACAAGAUAAAAUUUUUAUCUGUUUUUUACAUCUAUAUAUAUAUAUCUCCAGCCACCCUCCUGUUAGCUUACCUUGUGUGUCCAGGAGGGUGGCUUGGAGUCCUGCUGGUAGGAGUGCGGAGUCUGGAGCUCUUCGUGCUCCUCUCCCCUCAUGCUGCUGCCGCCUCCUUUCCCGCUCGCAUUAAGCUGAAAGGAAUUGACAAGUUGUCACUUCCUCCCAGCCGGCAGACGUUACAGGGGCCCGGUCACAGUCUUAAAGGACCGUGGCACCCGUCCGGACCCUUUGUGUGCCUGUUGUGGCGCAGCGGCUGGUUUAGCCCCUUAAGCCUAGCACCAUAACAACUUAAUUUAGAAGUUGUUUUAGUGUUCAUGAAUGUUUUAGCCUUUAAAGGUGAGCCAGACACCUCCUGGCCCCAUAGCAACUUAAUUCGAAUUAAAUUGUUAUGGUGCCCAGAAUGUUUCUUUAACCCCAAAGUUGUGAAGACGGCACCCAUCAACUCUGCCCCGUGGUUUCCAGUGAUAUCCAAAGCUGUUGUGAGGGAGCCGAGGGUUGGAUGCCACUGAAAGCAUCUGCUGAUCACUCUCUUCCCAAUCAUAAAACUGUUAGAAAGGUACAUACCUUUUUCACACAAUUUUGUAAAUGGGAAGCUAAUGAUAAACUGACCGCGUCAGCUGAUGCUCUCAGCCUGUCAGUGGUGCCGGGUCCUUCUCUUCAUUAUUAAAGCCUUAGACAUCACCAGAAACACAGGGGCAGAGUGGUUCUCUUGACACAUAACAAAUUCAUUGAGAUUAGGUUGUUAUAGUGCCUGUAGUGUUCCCCUUAAUAUUAACCAGAGAUAUCAGUCCAAUCAGAUUAUACGAAGAAGACUGGCUCCAAAACACAUAGAAAUCAAACUGAACAAGUGCUAUAGGAAGGGAUGCACUGUCACUAUUUAGCCAGGUAAGCAUGUAUUUGGUUUGUUGCUACUACCCAAACAGAUCUUAUUUACUAAUUUAGCGGUACUCAUUUUAUUGGAUUUGGAUAGUGACAAAAUAGAGAACAAUUACACACCAGAGAUGCUGUCCUGUUUGCUUUAGGUUUGUUGCAGAGACGGUCUUGUAUAUCCAGCCUGUAGUUUCCUAAUGAUAUCAUUAGUAUACACAGUUGGCUACAAAGAAAGAUUAUGAAUGACAUUUACACAAAGGAUUAUUUCCUUCUGUAGUGAUUGUUUGCUAACAUCUCUGGAAGGCUUUUCUCUGCAUUCCAUAGUCUCCACAGUUUUGUAUCAGAUCCAUUUGGGUUACAUACUUGUAUCACGCACAUACUGUCUUCUUUUGCUAUUUUUAGAUGGAUGGUCUUAUACACCGUUUCAUUACCCUCUUAGCGGAUACCAGCGAAUGCAAGGAGAGUCGGAUGUCCGAUGCCAAUAUGGCUUGUCGCAAGCUUUCCGUGGCACAUCCUGUCCUACUCCUCAGGUAUACAUUGUACUGGGCAAAGUAUCACUAUCUUUCAAGUUCAGGCAAGAAACCUCAAAAUGGCAGAGAGCAAACAUCUGUUUUUUGUUCCCGUGUUUAUUUUACCGCAGUUUGUACUCCUUCUGUUAUGGUUCUGCUAUCAGACUGCAAAUUUUAAAUUUGGGCAAGUGUCGUGUAAAACUUGCAAACUUUGUUUUCUUUGAUGGCGUCUCCUCUAAAGAUCUUGCCAUUCUAUUUCCUAUUCUUCUUCCCCAAACAUAUAGGGGUAAUGUGUCUCAAGUAGAUUGUAAUAGUGUACAUUCGUUUUGGUAAAUUCCUUGGCCUCCAUGUUACAUUAUAUCACAGAUGGAUGUUUUCCCGGGUUAGUGCGAAUGCUUUCUAUUUACACCAAAGUGUCAAUCAUUGAAAUUCCACUUUGUUUAUGGUCCAGAAUUGAAUUCUUGUUGUUUGUUGUCUAGGCACUUGCCCAUGAUUGCCGCCCUGCUCCAUGGACGGGUACACCUGAACUUCCACGAGUUUCGGCAGCAGAACCAUCUGACUUUCUUCACUCAUAUACUGGGCAUCCUUGAAUUGCUUCAGCCUCAGAUAUUCCACAGCGAGCAUCAGGAAGCCUUGUGGGACUGUCUCCUCUCAUUCAUCAAGCUUUUGCAGGUAUUCCCUUACAACUAUUACAAAUGUUCUAUAGACCCGAUCCACAAACCGCAUCUUGUUGGAGAUGCUACCAAGCUCUGUCAGAGUAGAUUGUAGACCACAUUUUGUCAAAAAUUUGGGGGCUUUCUGUUGGUAAUCAUUUCUCAAGAGCCACUGUCUUUACACUGUAUGUUGCUCAGAAAGGAUACGUGAGUUGUGGUAUCAGGCAUCAUUUACAGAAAAUGGUUAAAUUACGUAAAAUGUGCCCAGUGCACCUCUACUGAAAAUCUCAUGAAUACCACUUACUUGUGGGGAUCAUCAGCAGUACUGAGCUCUGGUGCCCCUAUUAGGCAAUCUAGGAUCGUAUUGUAACCUCUAUUUCUUGUAUCUAAAACACUGAUUAUGGCAAUCCUGGCAAGCAGUCUGCCCACCCAUAUAUUAACCUUGGCAGUCAGUGCCACUCUCGAUCAUGUCUUGAAUCUGUCUUCUUUGUGAUUUAAAAUACAGGUCGUUAUACUUAUUUAGUGGAUGAGCAUGGUAAGCCAAAAUUAAAAUAUACUUGCAAUGCUUUUGGGUUUUUUCUUUUCUUAUCAGUGUAAGAGAUACUUAAAACUUUUUUUUGUCUUCUGUCCCCAAAGAACACAUGUAGUUUAAAUUGUAUGUCUCAAACUCUAUGUUUUGCACAGCGCUGUUAAUCUCAGGCUUCCACUGUGAGCAACAAAGUUUGUGCCUCUAAAAUCCUUUUCUCUGCUUAGAAUUACAGGAAAUACUCCAGGCAGCUAGCGGGAUUCAUCAGCAAAUUUGUGCAGUUUAUCCACAAGUACAUCACAUGUGCAGCUCAAACAGCUGUGUCAUUUCUGCAGAAACACGCAGAUCCCUUACAGUAAGUCAAUUAAAUCAGCACUCCUAGCACAAAGAGCCAUUGCAGGCACCCAUACGUUGGGUGCAAUGAAUAGGAUAGGCUUUAUUUGGUUGUUUUAUUACGUUGACUACGUUUUAUUCGUUUUCCUUUAUUUUUUAUUUUUUAUUGUGUGUGUGUGUGUGUAUGUAUAUAUAUAUAUAUAUAUAUAUAUAUAUAUAUAUAUAUUUUUUUAUAUUAUAAGUAGUUUGCUCCAAAAGUCUACUCUUUUCCCCUCUCCUUACUAACAUGCAGUGUUUCUCUUUGUACACUCCAAAAAUUCAUUUACAGCAUGAUGACAAGACUUCUGAGUUAUCGUUCAGUUGUUUGUUUUCUACAGUAGAAAAAUUUAAUUUGAAAAAUACUUCCCAACAACCCCUUUCUAUGCCCAUAACCAAUUAACCAUAUAAAACAGUUUGUAGCUAAUUAGCAAUUCUCCUGAGAAAGAAAAAUCUUUGUACAAGUAAGCAGAAAUCGGCUGUACCAAACUGCAAAUAACACUGUCAUCUUUGAUUCGCUGAAAGAAUAAAUACUUAUUGGCUGUGUCUGAUACCUGCUUACCCUUACAAAUAUUUGUGGGUGAAUAAUGAGCAAGUUAGAAUUUCUUAUAAUCCUGGGGCCGUAGGAGAGAGGUCAAACCACCUGAAAACACUUCAACAAAAUUGAGAGGGACAAUACCCAUAGCCUCCUUGCACAUAAAACAUUGCAAGAAGCUGUAGGCAUGCCGCAUUACAAUGCCUGAAAUGUUCCUUUGAGCGGCUAAUUGAAAAAAAUUUGCCAUAAAAAGUUUUUGGUUUUUUUUUUUUUCCUAAAAAAGAUUUGAAACACAUAGACUUUAUACAUAAAAGCAGGAAUUAUAGGAAAAACACUGUAGAAUGUUAAACCAAACUAGAUUCAUCGGAAAAUCUCUCUAGCUGUUUUUUUUCGGAAAGUAUGUGUGGCCUAAAAUGUCCAAUCCCUUGUCUAUUUUGUACAAUUCCUGGUUUAUUAAUUAAGCCCAAAUAAAAUGUGUCAUGAGUACAGUUUUCAAUUGUUAAAUAUUUUCUUUUCCAGCGGUUUGUCAUCCGAGAACUCUGAUCUGGCGAUGCUGAAAUCCCUCUUAGCCGGUCUGAGCCUGCCCGGUAAAGGUGGAGAGUUGGAGAAGAGUCCUGAUGAGGACAAAGAAGGUAAAAAUUGAUAGGCAUUUGUGUAAUCAGUUUGUGUGACGAAUUCAGAUUUAACCAAUUAGCAUCUUGAGUGCAAAGCUUACUCAUGGCAUCAUUUGUUUGAAUGAUAAAUACAUUACAUAACUGUUCACUCUAUGAUGGAAGCUUUAAUGCCAAGCAACUUGAGAAGGGUAGUUCAAGUCAUUUGAUGAAUCAUGCAACAUUUGCAACAAAAGUCACAAGGUGUGAAAUAGUGUGCUGUAGUGGUUAUGGUGCCAGGGGAGCCCUAUUACCCCCCACCACCCCCUUGCAAUGUAAUCAGUAUACCAGUUUAAAAACAGUUUGACCUGCAGUCCGCUGGCCACCGCUCUGCUCCUGCAUCUCUCAGAGCUGGAUGCCCCUAGCUGGCACUUUCAUUAACUCUCCUAAGCUAAAUCCUAUUAUGCAAGGCUAGCUUAUUGUCUGAGGGCAUCACCUGAUCGGUCUCAGCCAAUGAGCUAUGCCAAUGAACUGCCGAGCUUGGCUCAGACAGAGCUUCUGGCCCGCAGAGAGCCAGAGUAGCACCUGAGAGAUCCUAGGUGAGAAGUCAAACUGUUCUAAAAUGUUUUCACUACUUACAUUGAGGACAUUCCUGGCACCAUAGCCACUGCAGCAUGCAAAUAAAGUUCUGUAUCAGAAGAUUUAUCAUUAUUGUGCUUAAUCAAAUAUUCACCUGCAGCUGCAAGUUAAUUGGGUUUUGGAUGACAGGAGUUUGUGGGUUUUAAUUCUCAAACCAUUAAAAGUCUGUAAUUAAAGGUUAAAUGAACACUAUAGCUUUAGGAAAAUAAAUAAAUAUACAUAUACAUAUACAUAUAUAUAUAUAUAUACCCAACUGUGUAGUACCCUUGUCCCUAGUUGGGUAGAGGUCCCCCACUUUUUUUCCAACUAAAAUGAAAAACAUAAAAGUUUUACUUACCUUUUUCCCAGUGCCGAAGCUAUUCACAUCUACGCUUCCCAUGAUGUCAUCGAUAGUAUGACAGCCACCAGAGGUAGAGUUAACCCUGCAAUGUAAUAUCAAGUUCUAAAAAAAACUGCAGUGUUUUACAUUGCAGGGGUAAAAGAACAGGGCCACUGCACCAACUUUAUUGAGAUUUAAACCUUUAAACUCUGUGACAACUCUUGGAUGAUCAGAACAGAUAUAGAAAGUUGUUUCUGUAAAAUCUUAUUAAACCCUCAAUGCUAAUUUUUCCCCCUGGGUCAUCGCUUGGCCUUCUCUCAUGUAUACAUAACAUGGUUUAUUUACUAAACUGAGUUGUAGUGAAAUAAAAAUUUAAAGUGCACAUUUCUGUCCCAAAAUUACUUUUUUUUUUUUACCCCCAAUUCACUGUGUAGUGAAUAAACUGUAGAGUCUUUAGCAUUUAGAGCCCAUAUAAUUUGUUUUAUUAUUGUGCUUGUUGAUAUUUAUGUGUGCUUGUGUCUAAAUAUACUGAUGAUUUUUUAAUCAUUAUUUAAUUUUUUGCAUAGAUGAGCCAGCAGCGGGCUCCCUCCCUUUGGUCAGUGUAUCUUUCUUUACGCCUAUUACUGCCGCUGAAAUAGCGCCUUACCUGAAAAGAAUAUCCAGAAGUCAAAGUGUAGAAGGUAAGCAUCACAUUUAUCUGUCAGAGUAAAUAUUCUAUGUAUCUGGAGCAGUACACGGCACAAAACACUUGAUCCAUCUCUAUAACAGGUCUAAUCCAUUUAUCUCCAUUGUUCCUUAGGAGUUAUCUUUCCUAUGAGCUAGUUUGCCAUUGUUAUUGAUUUAUUUUAUAUGAUUAGUGUCUUUUGUGCUGCUCGGUGACUUGGAUUUUGCGUGUAGACCUGUUGAGUUUCAUAGAAAAGGCUUUUCAUGUUCCAAACAGAAAGAAAGUAAACACAGUUUCUGUUUGUUUGAUAAAACUUUAGAAGGACACAAAUAUAAUUAAAGAAAUCCCAGGAGCCGUGUAUAAAGUCACAUCACAGCUCUGAGUGAACUGUGUGUUCUGUUUUUUUUUUGUUUUGUUUAGCUCAUCUCUGUUCAGCGCUGGUAUUUUUUUAUUUUUUUUGUCCCUCUGCCUGCCACAAUCUGAUCAGUUCUUGAAAUCCAAACAUAUUGCCUAAGGCAGUCUGAGACGUGCAGGCCUGCCAGCUGGGAUCUCUCUCGUAGGACCCACGCCGAUAUGUCAUCACAUUUCAUUCGCUCCGCAAAAUGAAUUGCCUGAUUGAAAAACUCUGCUGUAUCCAAGCCUCUGAUCAUCUCAUGCUGACCCAGCUUCUUUCCAGCUUCAGCCUGUGAUGAAUUUAAGUUGAUGGCUGCAGGAUUUUUCCUCUUCUCUUCCAGAUAUCCUACAGGUUCUGAGUGACAUAGAUGAAAUGUCCAAACGGCGUCCUGAAAUCCUGUCUUUCUUUGCAGUGAGUAUACCAAGGCCCACCUCUGAGCCGUACAGAUAAACACACACCACUGCACUGUAGGAACCAGACUCCGUCUACUUUCUGUAUUACUCUUCCAAUCCUCUCAUCAUUUUUUAUUACUAUUACUAAUGAAUACGGUACAUUUGUACAUGAUACAAUUUUAUUUAUUUUUUUACAUUUCGCACCAAAAGCUAAUUUAACCUGGUGCAUAAUGUUUUGAUUUUGUAAAAUAGAACUGCUGUUUUGGGGUGUUAAAAUUAAGUCUUAGAAAUGUUGCAAGCUACCUACUUGUUCGUUGUGGUGCAUUAGCUGUGUACCUCCGGGCACACCUUGGUGAAGUUGCUCCAUGAGAGAGGGAGACAGAGAAUAUUCGUGCGUGUAUGAGUAUACCUACCAUACACUGCAGUUUUUUGUUUUGCCUUUUAAGAACCCACAAGAUUUAAUACAUAAUCCCAACUAACAUUCCAUUCCAAUUCAUUCAGUUUGUAGUCUGCUGCAUUUUCCUUUUUGCUUCCUAGCCUAUCUCAAUGUACCUCCCGACACUAGAAGGCAUAGAUGUGGGCCACAAGGGUUAAGUGAUUAAGUACAUAUCCGAAAUUUGAUUGCUCUGGGCUUUCUGGAGACACCAGAGAGCAAAGCCGAAAUAGUGUCCCACAUUGGGACUGUCCUGCUAAGCUCAUGAAUGUUGGCAAGUUUGUCUCUAAACAUCACUGAUGCAUUACACAAUUUACUCCAGUACAGUGGGUGCUUAUGAAGGGGAUUGCAGUUGUAUUUGGUAACUGGACUAAUACUACAAACUCCCUUUUUCUUUGCACUUGCAAGCAUUGCUUAUGUAUUCUACUUACCUGUUCAUUUUUCUACAAUUUUGCAUAGAAGAGUUCUAUGUGUACCAAGUAAAUAUUUAGUCGAUCCUCCCUUAGGUAUAAAAUCCAAAUAAGUUCUAAAAAAACAAAACAAAACCAACAGAUGCACACCAAUGUCACUGCUAAUGCUAAUAUAGCUUUAUUUAAAAAACAAUGCAACAGAUACAUAAAUAAUACACAUAAAACGACUAAACAUUAUAUAUACAUUAUAUAUGUAUUUGUUGCAUUGCUUUGUAAAUAAAGCUGCAGUGGCACUAACAUUUGUGUUCUACUAUCUAAAAAAUCAAAUAAUUAGAAAAAUGUUUUUUUCAACUGCACGUAUGAGUAAACUUGUAUACUUUGAGAGCCCCACGAAUUAAAUAUAUAUAUAUAUAUAUAAAAAUUUUAAUGUCACUUACAUGUCUUGCCAGAGUGAUUUUCAGCGGCUCAUGAGUUCCACGGAGGAAUCCUGUCGCAAUUUGGCGUUCAACUUGGCUUUGCGCUCUAUCCAGUGUAAUCCCAGGUGAGUGCCUAUGGCCAGAGCUCCAUGUGCUACUGGCUGGAGAGAAGUGUGUGUGUUUUGAUAGGUGGAACAAAGCAAGUGUAUUGCAAAACUUAAUUUGAGAAAAAUAUAUAUCCGUUCAUUAGGUUCUGAGAUAUGUGCCAGUAAUCCAACAAUCUAAAGGGGAGUAGGACAGGCAAACAAGAGGGUCAGAUCACUAGAAAACUAGCCACCCAGGCAAAGACUGGAGAGCUAUUCGCAUUAGUUUACAUAUGGAAGGGGGUGCCAGUGACACCUUGCCAAGCACCAGAUUAAUAGGUAACUCAGCAAGCCAGCCAACCAGGACUGCCCAUGCACACAGCCGCGCAGCACCUCUUCUCUUGGACAGAGGGGAAACAAAUGUGACAUUUGGGAGUUAUGGAGAUUGGAAGACUGGUAAGAUUUGAAUGACAAAACCCAUUAAAAAAAAAUAUCAAACCAUUUAGCAGUUUUCAUGAUACUUUUAACAGUAUUCACUUAAUUAGAGCUUGUGAUUGAGUACUCAUGUUAUAUAUAUUUCUGAAUAAUUAUAGUCUGGUCUAGAACUGGUGCAGGACACAGGAGAUUUGAGGUGUUACAGGAAAUGGUUUAUUACAUUACGAGCUAGCUAUGUUGUCCUUAUAAUUCAGGUGCAUGACCUGUAACAUAGAUCAUUGCAAUUGAUUUUCCAGUCAAUGAAAUGAACAGCUUUUAAUGCAGUGUUAAUGUUCUGUAUACAUGUGGUCUAUAUUAUAUUCUAAUGAUAAUGGUACUUUGUAGAAUUUCUCAAUUCUCUCGCAGUUGGAGUGUUUGUAAGGAACUCCAAGUGCUAACUUUGUGAUCAAACUGUCCCUUGAACAUGUUGGAUUUGUCUAGAGCCUGCUAUUGUCUCAUAGUAAUCUAAUGUCAGAGCUUUUGAUAGAAGCUCAUCUGUCACUUUAAAAGCUGAUGAAUGUUAAUAGUCCUGGCACAUCUGCAUAUAUCAAAGUGGAUUCAUUGAUCAAACAAGUCCAGAAAGUAACAGCUCUAUUGAAGAUGGCUUAUCUUGAGUUUAGGGGGGCUCAUUAUCAGGGUAGCUCUGUGCUCUCCUAGUCACUCUUGGCAUGCCAUGCAACCAAACAGAUGUAAAGACAUGUAGCUACGCAGCAAUAAAACCAGAGCAUAACCCGGGCUCACAUUGCCUGCCAGAUCAUUAAUGUGCAGCUUCAAAAAGUAAGCAAAAGUGGCAUUUUCUUCCCUUAACAAACAGAAUUUUCAUAUUUGGUCGGGUGAAAUGAAGUUCGUUAUAACAGCAGUGGCUUACUUUUUUAGAUUCAUUUAAAGAACAGGCUCUAGUUUCGUUAACAUUUUCAGUAAUUACAAUGAUUUAUAUAGCGCCAACAUGGGCUGCAGCGCACUUACCAGGAGAAGCGGAAUCUGCUGAAAUUACCAAAAAUGAUUAGAAGAAAACAAAAUAAAUAAUCGUCCUUUCAAGGCUAAAUAAAACACAUAUCUAAAAUCAACAGAAGGACUGUAGUCGCAUAUUAUGUUUAUAACUUUCCAUAGCUUCUAUGUAUUGGGAUUUUGGCCACGCUUCUUAUUAUGGGACCCUACAAAGGCUUUAAAUCACUUAAAGUCCCAGUAAGUAUGUAAUGCAGAGCUCUGGGAUGCUGUGUUAAAUGAUAACAUUUAGUGGAUUCAUCUCAUAUGAGCAAAUAUUAGGUUAGGACCCGCUGGAACAGGGGUACUUUUACAGUGUUGCAGGCUAAGCAUUUUAUGGCCAUAAUGUGUGACUAUAACCCCAUUUGUUUUAUCAUUGCUGUUUUUAUUAAGCCAUUGUAGAUCUAUAACUUGUUUAAUGUAGAGUGAGCUGGUUUUGUUUUUGCAGGUAUUUGUUUGUAUAUAGAUGCAAAAGAAUAUAGGAUUUCAGUAUCAUGUGAUACCAUUGUUCUAGGAUAAAAAUAAUUAUUAAAAGAUACUGAAAUACUAUCUUAUUUUACAUCUAUAUAGUUUUACAUCUGUGUCUUUGCUUUCUGUACUGUGUUAUCUUUAAAAUUUAUUAAAGGAACACACCAGUGGGUAAUUUUUAAAAACUAUAUAGUAAAUAUGGCUGUAAAAAAAAAACAAAAACAAGCAAAUACAGUAUUUUUUUGUGUGCAUGUUUUCUUUGGGGCCAUAUGAAAAAUCAGCUUACAAACACUGCAGAUUUGCUAUCUGCAGCCUUUACAAGCCCCUCCUCUCUUUCCCUGACACAGACUUCCAGUCAAGCUGAAUAUUAGCCAAUCCGAGGCCUCCCACUGAGAAGGCUAAGAGCUAGAGCCACGUGUGUGUGCAUGUGAUCGCAGUAGUACAGUUCAUUGAGAAAGGGGGAAGACAGGUGCUCUAUAGCCCACAGUGCCUUCCUCUUCUGUUCGCUCUACCCCAGUUGUGAAAGUGCAGAGUUCUAUUAAAACCAGCAAUUUUAUUAACUGUCAAAACAAAAUACAGAUUCCAUUUACAUGCAGCUCUUCAAGCUUGAAGUGCUUUAUGUCUGCAGUGUACUUUUAAAUAUGUGUAAUAUUUGUACUUAAAAAGUUGUGAGUGAAUUUAGAUUUUUGUGUGCUCAUUGUUGUGUUCUGCUGUCAUUAUUAGUUAUGUGAGAAGUCAAGUGCAAAUUUAAAGCUAAAACAACGGAGCUUGGAGAGUAUAUUUUUCCACUUCUGCUAUUGUAUCUUAAAAAUUGUUCUUUUGUAAAUGGCCCAGAAAUCCAUUACUGCACGAGGUCUGUCAGAAAAAAGUCAAGCCAUUGUUAAUAUAAUGAGAAAGGUUUGCGCGACAUUGAUGUAACCUGGCAGCCAAGGAGAGUGGACUGGAAUGGGCAUGCGUGAUCAAUAAUGACUUCACUGUACUAGUCAGUGGGGAUGCUAGACACCUUGGGUUGAGCAUGUGUGCUGUGUGGCCGCCGCAUUCAAAAUGACUGAGCAAGUAGAGCAACAAAUCUGCCUAAAAUCUUGCGUUAAACAUGAACACUCCUCCACAAAAACUAUUGGGAUGAUGCAGAAGGCUUUCGGCUAUGAUGCAAUGAGUGCAGGGCAAAUAAAAGUGUGGCAUGUUGAACGAUUUGGCACCCUGCCACUUCUGGCUUUUCCCAAAAUUAAAAUCAUCUCUGAAAGGGAAGGGAUUUCAGAUCGUCAGUGAGAUUCAGGUAAAUGCCACAAGGCCGCUGAUGGUGAUUCCAACAAAGGAUUUUGCAGAGACACUGGGAGAACUGUGUGAGGUCCUGAUUUUAAGAGGACGAGGUGUCGUUGUCCUGUGUACAAUGUUUCUUGAAUCUCUUUCAUUAAAUGUCUCUAUUUUUUUCAUAUUACCUGGCUGGAUACUUUCCCGACAGAUCUCGUAUAGCUCUAAGGAGUAAAUUCUCAUUGCAAAGUAAUCACAAUGUCUGAUUUCAUUAGUUUACACUACAUGUUUUGCUGCUACCUCAGGAAACCACAGGAAGACGUAAAAUGCAUAGUUACAAUUCCAAUAUGGGGGAGUGAUGUAGUGGAAUUGACACACUGCUGUUAUUUUGCAGGACAAGAAGGUUGGUUAACAUUGUAGCAAGUUGUAAACACUAACAUUAUCAUUGUGUCUCCUCAGCAUUGCCUCGGACUACCUGCCUACGUUUAUGUAUUGUCUGGGCAGCAGAGACUUUGAAGUGGUUCAGACAGCAUUAAGAAACCUGCCUGAGUACACCCUUCUCUGUCCAGGUUUGUAUUUUAUUAAAAUUAAACUUUAAUUCACUUUAUACCAAUAUAUCUCUACUUCUCCACAUAUUUAACAAUAAUCACCGUUAGCUGCUAUUUUAUUAUUAUUUUUUUCCUUGUCUGAUAUUUUAAAACCUACAUAUUGAUUUGCUCCCAAACCUUGACAUCAUGUGUCAUUAUUUGGCCAAACAUUUUUCGGGCACCAAGUAAUGAAAAAAAGAGUUCACUGGAUGUUUUUAAUCAAUGGCAUUCUGGAUUGAAUUAAGCAUAGACAUUUCAUUCUAAUAAGCCUAUUUUAUUUAAUUUUUUUACUUUUUUUUUUUUACUUGGGUUCACUAAAGGCUUUUUAGGGGGAACACUGCUCUGCAGAGUUUGGUCAUGUCCUUCCUUAAACAAUGGAUUUUCUUUUCACAGAGCAUGCCGCUGUACUUCUUCACAGAGCCUUUCUUGUUGGCAUGUAUGGUCAAAUGGACACCAGUCCCCAGAUCUCUGAAGCCUUGAAGGUCCUACACAUGGAAGCCAUGAUUUAAGAAUAUAAGGUUUAUUGGAGAGAACAGGACUUUUUUAGACAUAAGCUUACAUUUGGGUGCUUUCAUGCAUUCGAAGGAUUACAAGACAAAAGCAUUGUCCAAUCCAGUUUAAAGUUUCAGUUAGUAAUGUAUUAACCCUUUAAGGACACAUGACAUGUCAUGAUUCCCUUUUAUUCCAGAAGUUUGGUCCUUAAGAGGUUAAAGCUAUUUUUGAUUUGUUAACUUUUUAUUUUAAUUUUUAUUUUUGAUCCUUAUUGACUGUAAUGACAAUUGUAAUUAAACGGUCUUAUUUAAAAAAAAUAAUAAAAUUUAAAAAAAACAGAGCAAUGCGCAGGACUCAUGGUAAGCAUGGAACACAGAGAGAUUUAGCAGAAUACAAAUAUGGGGUGUUUGCGUAUUCUGUGAAUUUUCCCCAAAUAAAUGUGUGGGGGAAAAAAAAAAAAAAACUGAAACAAAUAACUGCAUUUGAUCAAAUGGUUAAAUGAAAAGUAUCAAAAUGCUCUUACUUACCUGAAUACACACUUCCUUCUAGCCAUACGAAUUCAUAUUCACAUGGGGUGAUAGACUGAAAGUGGUCAGCUGAGAUUCACUGCCAAUCCCAUUUGCCCAUUAGCCUAAGCCGCAAAGAGGGAGGGUGGGGGGAUAGGCAUUAAGAACAGUUUAACUCUAAAUGGAAGGAUGGCACCAGGGGACUCCAUACACUAUAUAACCAUCACAGUAAGCUAAAGCAGUUAGUCUAUAAUGUCCAUUUAAGGAUAUCUUUGUAUUGUGCUGCAUUCUACUUUCUCUCAAAAUCAAUCAUAAAGCAUGAUGCUACCACCUCUAUGUUUCACCAUUGGGAUGGUAUUUUGCAGGCUAAAAUAGGUGUCUGAUUUCUUCAAGGCAUGACCGUUUGAAUUGAGACUAAACAUUCAUCAGGCCAGAGAAUCUUCUUUCUCUCAAUCUGAAAGUACUUUUAUGGCUUUGAUGUGUCUUGCAGUGAGGAGAGGCUUCCAUCUGGUCAAUCUAUCAUAAAGGCCAGUUUGGGAGAGUGCUGCAGUGUUGGUUGUACUUCUGCAAGUUUCUCCCAGCUCUGCACAUGAUCUCUGGAGUUAACCCAGAAUGGCUGUCAGGUUCUCUGUCACCUCCCGAACCAAGGUCUUUCUCCCUCAAUUGUUCAGAUUGGCAGGCGUCCAGCUCUAGGAAGAGUCCUGUUUGUUCAAAUUUCUUCCAUUGAAGAAGUAUGAAGACCACUGUGCUCUUUGGAAACAUUCAGUGCAGCCGAACAUGUAUUGUAGCCAUCCUCAUAUCUGUGCCUCGACACAAUCCUGUCUCUGAGCUCUGCAGUCAGUUCCUUUGACCUCAUGGUUUGGUUUUUGCGCUGAUACACAUUUACAGUUGUGAGACCUUAUAUAAUCACGUAUGUGCCUUUCCAAAUAAUUUCCAUGUAGAAACAUCUCAAAGAUGGUCAAAUGAAAUAUGAUUCAUUCAAGCUAAAUUUCAAGUGUCAUAGGAAAGUGUCUGAACACAUGUCAAAGUGAUAGCUUUUUGAUAAAUUUCCAAAGUAUUAAAAAAUCUGGUAUUUCCUCUGUGAUUAUGGAGAUUGACGUGUGGGAAAAAAAAUGUUUUUAAACGAUUGUAGCAUAAGCCUGCAACAAAAAAUUAAGGUGUAUACUAAGUUACAAGAACAAUUAUGUUUUCAUGGACACAUAUAACUUUUUUCAUAUUUAUGAAAAGUGAUGCCCUGCAGUAUGUUUAAUGCAUAUUAAAAUAUUAAAAAUUAAAUUUAAAAUUCUGGUUCUUGCUUUCAAACCUCUACAUAAUGUUGCUCCGACCUGUCUAUCCUACCUAAUACACAAGUAUGUCCCGUCUAGGCCCUUAUGCUCUACUGAAGACUUACGUCUAUCUUCUGUCGUACUUCCUCCUCUGAUGCUCACCUUCAAGACUUCUCGAGGGCUGCACCGUUCCUGUGGAACUCACUUCCCUCCUCUGUUAGAUGCUCACCCAGUCUCCACUCCUUCAAAAAAAUCAUUAAAAACCCAAACUUCAAACAAAGCCACAUGGGACUCUGUCCCACAGACACCUGCUGGAGACUGUGUGGUGAAAAGGGCACAUACAUCCAUAUGUGGUGGCAAUUCACCAAAAUUAGCACAUACAGGAAAGUGACAAAUAUGAACUCCCGCAUACUACAAAAAAGAUUAACCCCCGAGCCAUGGUCGUGGCUACUAUCCAGACCAACUGACGGACUAGACAAACACGAACAAAGACUGCUUAAUAUGCUAAUAUGCGCUGGCACAGCAUUGGAUAAAAUCAGAAAUCCCACCUCUUACAUUAGUACUGACAAAAAUUAGAGACAAUUACCUGAUGGACAAACUGACAGCCCAAGUCCAAAAUACCACGACCACCUUCCAAAAAGUUUGGGUGCCAUGGGAACAAUUCGAUGCGUGCCGCUUUUUCACCGGGGAGUAGGAGUAAAGCGAAAAUGACCAAACGACCCUGUGUCCCUAAGAGCUAAUGUAACACAGGGUUCUGGGCAUGAACAGGGAAAUACAAGCAAAUGGAAAAAACAUGGUAUUGGAAUCCAGAGCUAUAUUCACACAUCUCAAAUGCUACACCAAGACACACCUCAUUUGUACCUACUUUACGAUGACUUUCUUUUUUCUUUAGUAUACAUGUAUAACAUAAAUUACAUAAACGUAGAAAAAUAGACAGUUACCAAAUGACUUUCUUCAACCAAGGGGCUUCUGCGUUAGCCACAAACCAAAUUGCCAU